Coregonus sp. 'balchen' is the source of this 53680-nucleotide messenger RNA. NCBI's taxonomy places the organism in Eukaryota, Metazoa, Chordata, Actinopteri, Salmoniformes, Salmonidae. The record is from the annotation of a GenBank genome assembly.
AUGGCUGUCCCUCCGAGUGUGAUGAAGAGAUGGAAGGAGGGGGGGCGGGGGAAGAGUGAGUCCUCCAGUAGAAAAUGUCUGUCAAACACUGACAGGAAAGUAACCUGGGCUGGGAGAGAGCAUGAGUCCAUGACUGCAAAGUGAUUCCAUACGAAACCAGGACAAAAAAAGACAAUGAUAUUGGGAUUUUUAUUAAAUGUAAUCCAUAGAAUGUACCUUUGGAAGAAGGAUUGUUGACAUAUAUUUGACAUUUGUAUCUAAAAGCAUAAUUGAGAAAUCAUUUUGGCCUUACCAAGACCUCCUUUAAGACUCCAUAAUGUUUCAUCUGUAGGUGUUACAAAGCAACAAUUUGUGUCAUAUGAAGCUUUACCAUUUGCUCUGUAAUAUGAGUAGUCUUUUUAUUUCCAUAACAAUAAUCAUAAAUAUGGAAAAAUAUAAACAUGAAUAUGGAAAAACACAAUGCUUGAUUUGGCAACAUUUUCUAUAUAUUGUUGAACAUAAUAUAGUCUACGGACAUACAGUUGAAGUCGGAAGUUUACAUACACCUUAGCCAAAUACAUUUAAACUCAGUUUUUCACAAUUCCUGACAUUUAAUCGUAGUAAAAUUCCCUGUCUUAGGUCAGUUAGGAUCACCACUUUAUUUGAAGAAUGUGAAAUGUCAGAAUAAUAGGAGAGAGAAUGAUUUAUUUCAGCUUUUAUUUAUUUCAUCACAUUCCCAGUGGGUCAGAAGUUUACAUACACUCAAUUAGUAUUUGGUAGCAUUGCCUUUAAAUUGUUUAACUUGGGUCAAACGUUUCGGGUUGCUUCCCACAAUAAGUUGGGCCCAUUCCUCCUGACUGGUGUUACUGAGUCAGGUUUGUAGGCCUCCUUACUCGCACACGCUUUUUCAGUUCUGCCCACAAAUGUUCUAUAGGAUCGAGGUCAGGGCUACGGAUAUCUGGAUAUUCUUAAUACGUGUUUUUUUUAAUUUUUUAUGUACGGUUUUAACCUAUGCACUGCGGUGCGAGGGAUAGAGGCUGACGCUCUUGCUGCAGAGAGGCCAGUGUGAGAUGGGACCGAGCAGAUGGAGGGAGAGAGAGGGAAGCAGUAACGUUAGUCAAGGCAACUCGGCUACAGCCAAGACUAGCUAACUUGUAGCAGCCACAAUGUUAUUUAUCAUCCCAUAUAACAGUGCCUGUCUUGACUGGAGUAGCCAAGCCUAGAGAAGCUAGCUCUAGGUAAGCUAAUUGAGGCUACAUGAUGUGCUUUCUCCCCAACCCCAUUCAGAUAAAACAACAGACUACCUGUUGGUUGCUCAUUGUAGCCUACUCCUAAUUUCGUGAACUUUUAAACAGCAAAAAUAUUUUCUAAGUGGCAAAUAUUUUUGAAAAAUUCCAAUCUGGUUUUUGGGCCCACCACAGCACAGAGACAGCCUUAGUUAAAGUGGUAAAUUAUCUUAUAGCCAACACAGAUGCCAAACACCUCUCUGUCCUUGUACUCUUGGAUUUAAGUGCUGCAUUCGACACCGUUGACCAUGAUGUCCUUCUGGACAGACUGGAGAGGUGGGUUGGCCUCUUCUAAAUUGGUUUAGGACCUAUUUAACCGGUCGAGAGUUUUUUGUCGCCCUUGGUGAACAUAACUCAGAGAAAAUGCAUAUCACGUGGCGUUCCACAAGGUUUGAUUUUGGGUCCGGUACUGUUCAAUUUAUAUAUGUUACCCCUUGGCUACGCAGACGAUACACAACUUUACGUUUCUGUGUCACCAGAGGAUUUUAGCUCCACGGAUAAAUUAUUAAACUGUAUAAGUGAUUUAAAUACUUGGAUGACUCACAACUUCCUCCAGCUAAAUCAAGACAAGACUGAGGUACUUAUUGUUGGAGCCAAAGCACAGAGAGUGAAUCUGGCCACACAUUUUAAUUCACAGGCCAUAAAGGUAAAAAUCCUAGGUGUUAUUUUAGAUUCUGAACUCAAUUUUGAAUCACACAUUAGGAAUGUGCGCAAAAUAGCUUUUUACCACCUGAGGAACAUUGCCAAGGUGCAGCCGUUUCUCUCUCAGGCUGAUACAGACAGACUCAUUCAUGCUUUUAUUACAAGCAGACUUGACUACUGUAAUGCUCUCCUGUCUGGUCUACCCAAGAAAGCCAUUGGUCAACUGCAAAACAUACAGAAUGCUGCAGCACGGGUACUGACCAAGACCAGACGGAGAGCACACAUUACACCGGUUUUAAGGUCUCUGCACUGGCUGCCUGUGAGUUUUAGACUACAUUUUACGAUUCUUCUAUUGGUUUUUAAAUCAAUCCAUGAUUGUGCACCCUAAUACAUGUCAGAUAUGCUUUUAAGUUAUGUACCCAGUAGGUCCCUCAGGUCCUUUGGCACUGGCCUUUUAACUAUCCCAAAGCCUAGGACCAAGAGGCAUGGAGAGGCAGCCUUUAGUUACUAUGCCCCUAGCCUCUGGAAUAGCCUGCCAGAGAACCUAACCUGAGGGUGGCCGAAACUGUGGACAUUUUUAAGAGAGAUCUUAAAACAUACCCUUUUUAGCUUUCCUUUUCCUUAGGAUGCUUUUUAGUUGUUCAGUUUCUAUUGUUAUUAUUUCGUUUUGUUUCCUCUUAUGUUUGUUGUGUAGUAAAUAUUUCAGUUUUUAUUUUCAUUGUUUUUAUUAGUUUUUUCCUGGGAUGCACAUUGUGUUGCAUUCCGUGUCUGAAAUGUGUUGUUUAAAUAAAGCUUGAUUUGAUUUGAUUUGAUGACCUCCUGUUUGAAGUGUUAAACCUCCUAUCAAUGGGGCUAACAUGGAUAAAUACAGGCUUACUCAGUUAGAAAGAGAGAGACCGUAUUCAUUGUCUGUAUUCAUGAAGUGUCUCAAAGUAGAACUGCUGACAUUUAGCCUUUUAGAACAUUAUCAAUAAGAUUAUAUGGACAGGGGCGAACUGAUCCUACAGUACCAGUCAAAAGUUUGGACACACCUACUCAUUCCAGGGUUUUUCUUUCUUUCUUUUUACUAUUUUCUACACUGUAGAAUAAUAGUGAAGACAUCAAAACUAUGAAAUAACAUAUAUGGAAUCAUGUAGUAACCAAAAAGUGUUAAACAAAUGAAAUAUAUUUCAUAUUUGAGAUUCUUCAAAGUAGCCAUCCUUUGCCUUGAUGACAGCUUUGCACACUUGGCAGCCAGGCCCAUCCACUGGGGAGCCAGGCCCUGCCAAUCAGAAUAUGUUUUUUCCCCGCAAAAGGGCUUUAUUACAGACAUAAAUACCCCCCCCCCCCCCCCCCCCCCCCCCCCCCAUAACGCAUACGUUUUAUCAACAACAGAUUAUGGUCAAUAAUAUCAGAGGCUGCAUUGAAAUCUAACAGUACAGCUCCCACUAAUCAUAUUAUCAAUUUCUUAGUCAUUUGUGUUAGUGCAGUACAUGUUGAGUGCCCUUCUCUAUAAGCAUACUGAAAGUCUGUUGUUAAUUUGUUUACAGAGAAAUAGGAUUGUAUUUAGUCAAACACAAUUACUUUUACAACAGUUUGCUAAGAGCUGGCAGCAAGCUGAUAGGGCUGUUGUUAGAACCAGUAAUGGCCGCUUAACCGCUCUUGAGUAGCGGAAUGACUGGCUUCCCUCUACGCCUGAGGACAGACACUUUCCUCUAGACUCAGAUUAAAGAUAUGACAGAUAGUAGUGUCUAUAGAGUCCGUUAUCAUCCUCAGUAGCUUUCCAUCUAAGUUGUCAAUGUCAGGAGGUUUGUCAUUAUUAAUCGAUGACAAUCAUUUUUCCACCUCUCCCACACUAACUUUUCAGAAUUCAAACUUACAAUGCUUUUCUUUCGUUAUUUGUUUUUUUAUGCAUGAAUACGAUGGCUCACAGUUUGUUGUUGGCAUUUCCUGCCUACGUUUUCUUCACUUUGCCAAAGAAGUAAUCAUUAAAAUAAUUGGAAACAUCAAAUGGUUUUGUGAUGAAUAAGCCAUCUGAUUCGAUGAAAGAUUUGAAUUUGUCUUGCUGCACAUACUUUCAUUUAAAGUACUCCAAAGUUUUUUCCCCCAUCAUUCUUUAUAUCAUUGAUCUUGGCUUCAUAAUACAGUUUCUUCUUCUUUUUGUUGAAUUUAGUCACAAACCUGUAAGGCAGGGUCUAAAUUUGCAGUAAAUCAGCCAGUAAGAUGUGCAGCCAGACUUAUUAGCCACUCCUUUUUCCCAAUCUCUUUCAACCAUACAGUUUUUCAAUUCCUCAUCAAUCCAUGGAGCCUUUAACAGUUCUAACAGUCCGUUUCUUAACAGGUGCAUGUUUAUCAAUAAUUGGAAGAAGCAAGUUCAUAAAUUCAUGAAGUGCAGCAAAAUAUUUUGUAUGAUCUCUUAUACACUAUUUUAGGCCCAGCUUUUGGAACUUUGGUUCUUGUAUAUAGCCACUCUUUUGUGAUCACUGCAUCCAAUAGUUACGGAUACUGCUUUAGAACAACGUUUUGACAUUUACAUUUACGUCAUUUAGCAGACGCUCUUAUCCAGAGCGACUUACAAAUUGGUGCAUUCACCUUAUAGCCAGUGGGAUAACCACUUUACAAUAUGUUUAUUUAUUUUUUUAUUUCCUAGGGGUGGGGUAAGGGGGGGUAGAAGGAUUACUUUAUCCUAUCCCAGGUAUUCCUUAAAGAGGUGGGGUUUCAAGUGUCUCCGGAAGGUGGGGAGUGACUCCGCUGUCCUGGCGUCGUGAGGGAGCUUGUUCCACCAUUGGGGUGCCAGAGCAGUGAACAGUUUUGACUGGGCUGAGCGGGAACUGUGCUUCCGCAGAGGUAGGGGGGCCAGCAGGCCAGAGGUGGAUGAACGCAAUGCCCUCAUUUGGGUGUAGGGACUGAUCAGAGCCUGAAGGUACGGAGGUGCCGUAACCCCUCACAGCUCCGUAGGCAAGCACCAUGGUCUUGUAGCAGAUGCGAGCUUCAACUGGAAGCCAGUGGAGUGUGCGGAGGAGCGGGGUGAUGUGGGAGAACUUGGGAAGGUUGAACACCAGACGGGCUGCGGCAUUCUGGAUGAGUUGUAGGGGUUUAAUGGCACAGGCAGGGAGCCCAGCCAACAGCGAGUUGCAGUAAUCCAGACGGGAGAUGACAAGUGCCUGGAUUAGGACCUGUGCCGCUUCCUGUGUAAGGCAGGGUCGUACUCUCCGAAUGUUGUAGAGCAAGAACCUACAGGAUCGGGUCACCGCCUUGAUGUUAGCGGAGAACGACAGGGUGUUGUCCAGGGUCACGCCAAGGCUCUUUGCACUCUGGGAGGAGGACACAACGGAGUUGUCAACCGUGAUGGCGAGAUCAUGGAAUGGGCAGUCCUUCCCCGGGAGGAAGAGCAGCUCCGUCUUGCCGAGGUUCAGCUUGAGGUGGUGAGCCGUCAUCCACACAGAUAUGUCUGCCAGACAUGCAGAGAUGCGAUUCACCACCUGGUUAUCAGAAGGGGGAAAGGAGAAGAUUAGUUGUGUGUCGUCUGCAUAGCAAUGAUAGGAGAGGCCAUGUGAGGAUAUGACAGAGCCAAGUGACUUGGUGUAUAGCGAGAAUAGGAGAGGGCCUAGAACUGAGCCCUGGGGGACACCAGUGGUGAGAGCACGUGGUGCGGAGACAGAUUCUCGCACGCCACUUGGUAGGAGCGACCUGUCAGGUAGGACGCAAUCCAAGUGAGCCGCGCUGGAGAUGCCCAACUCGGAGAGGGUGGAGAGGAGGAUCUGAUGGUUCACAGUAUCAAAGGCAGCAGACAGGUCUAGAAGGACAAGAGCAGAGGAGAGAGAGUUAGCUUUAGCAGUGCGGAGAGCCUCCGUGACACAGAGAAGAGCAGUCUCAGUUGAAUGACCAGUCUUGAAACCUGACUGGUUUGGAUCCAGAAGGUCAUUCUGAGAGUUCUACAGUAUUAGUAAAAAUGUGAUCAAUACAUGUGGAUGAUCUUGCAUUGCUUGCUGUUUGGGGUUUUAGGCUGGGUUACUGUAUAGCACUUUGUGACAUCUGCUAAUGUAAAAAGGGCUUUAUAUAUACAUUUGAUUAAAUGUGAUUGACUGUAGUGUUUGUAAACACCCUGGUAGGUUGAUCAGAUUACAGGCACUGGUUACAGUGAGGAGAUUCCUCUUGAGCAUACAGCUUGAUGAAAACCAGUCGAUAUUCUGGUCCCCAAUAAAGUAGAGCUCUCUGUUUACAUCACAUACACUAUCAAGCAUUUCACACACAUUAUUUAGAUACUGACUGUUAUCACUUAGUGGCCUAUAGCAACACCCCAAAAUAAUAGGCUUUAGAUGAGGCAGGUGAACCUGCAACCACAACACUUCAAUAACACUUGACAUGAGAUCUUCUUUAAGCAUUACAGGGAUAUGGUUCUGAAUAUAUAAAGCAACACCUCCCCCAUAAGCAGUCCCGUCUCUUCUUUAGACUCUAUAUCCUUGUAUUGCUACUGCUGUAUCAUCAAAGGAAUUAUCUAAGCGAGUCUCAGAAAUUGGUAAUAUAUUAAUGUUAUCUGAUGUUAGCAAGUUAUUGAUUCCAUGAACCUUAUUUCUAAGGCUACAUAUAUUAAUAUGGGCUGUUUUCAGCCCUUUCCUGGGUAGCUAAUCAGUGAUAGACAUAAUAUGUAAAAUAGCAAACAAAGCAAGAGAAAAAAAACAUUCAGCAGUCCAUUAUCAGUUGGUGUGUGUGUGUGUGCUGCGGGGUUGAAGAUACAAACCCAUAGGUUUGGCUCUCUCAUCCCUUCCAGGCUUUUGGGAGGGAGGGUGGACAAUGAGCCUGUCAUAGCAGAUGUAAGCAAUGUCCCCACGCGCUCUGGCAGCUUUCAUGGCUGGGAUAAGUUCUUUCCUCUUCUGACGCACAGCUUCAGGAUAGUCCUCAUUGAGGAAGAUGUAUGUUCCUCUCAAGUUCUUGGCUCUUUCCAGAACAGCUACCUUGUCCUUGAACCUCAGGAACUUGACCACUAUCGGCCUGGGCAGGUGGUGGGUUUUCCAGUCCUGUGGGCAUGCUCCACUUCAAUCUUUCUGUGGUCCAUCUUCAGUUUCUCCGAGAUCAUUUCCCUCACUUUGUCCUCAGACUCCGUCCAGGUCUCAUGUGGAGAUUCUGCAAUUCCGUCCACAACCAUGUUGUUCCGCCUUGAUUGUCCCUCGAGAUAAUCAGAUUUCUCCAUCAUUAUUAUCAUGGAUUCACAUAUAGAACUGAUUGUCCUCUAUCAAUUACUUACUGUCAUCUUGCCAUUAUCCUGUUUAAACUCAUCAAGCUGACCCUGGGAGAACUGCAAACUGUUCUUCAGGUCCUGGACCUCUGGUCAGGUCGUCCAUUCUUUUAUUAGUUGACUCCACCAGUAUUGGACACAACACUUGAAGCUAUUUUCUUGUUGUUGUAACAACCUCUUGUAGAACUCUUUUUAUUUGUUUAAAAGAUAAUUCACCUGUCAUAGAGAGACACCACUGUCCUCAACGGUACUCCCACUGGCUUUGGUGUUUGUCAUGGUAGCAAUGUAGGCUACGCUGUUACUCCUCGCAGUUCCAGACAGGGAAGAUGGAAACGGCAACAAACAGCAGGAUCUAGACAGCCACAAGCCUGGGACAAUCUGCGGUCCCAGCCACAAGGGCUAACCGCGUCGUGGGCUUCAUUCAAGCCCUCAUGCCUGUGUUUUCCACUCUUUCCAUAUUGUUUCACAGUGGGGCCUUAGGGAAAUCACCAGAUGCGACAAGUAGACCUAUACAGACAAGCAGAAAUCCCACUCUGGAACUUUGAUAUGCCCGUAGAGUAUAUUAUGUUCAAUAAUAUAUUGAACAAUUUUGCAAAUCAGAUGUUUUAUAUUUUCAAUGUUCAUGUUUCUAUUUGUCCAUAUUCAUAAACUAGUCAUUACAGAGCAAGCGGUAAAACUUAAUAUGACACAAUUGUUUGCAUUGUAGCACCUACAGAUGAAACAUUAUGGAGUCUUAACCUUUUCACACAUGAGUUCCAAAUAUGUCUAACAGUCGCCCCAGAAUGAGUAUUUUUAUGCAGAAUUUCUCACUGUUCCAAAAUGUGAUUGUUACGCAACAGGAAAGUUACCCACACUGCCCUCAAACUAAGGCACGCUGCCUGCUAAUUAUCUAUAGGCUAUGUUUCAACUUGUCAAUUUCAAAUUAUUUUCUAACAACAGUUUGAAUUGAGGUGUGUUCCACAUCUUCAUUAAUUUACAUAGAAGUAGCCCAUUUCAUGGUUGCGGACAAUAUAUGUUUGAGGCUUUACUGAGAAGGACAAACUUCUCUCUUCAACUAGAGCCCAAGCACUUCCCAAGUGUUUCCCCCAGAUGAAGUAUGCAGACAUUUGCUCAUCUCUAGUCAGAAAAGAGCUUGCACAAAGUUUUCCCCCUGGCACAUUUUCUGGCUGGCGCCCACAUUGCCUUCAUUGUUGUAUUCAUUACUAAUAAUAACUUUGGAUAUGUGUGCGUUCCUAUCAAAGUAAGUGCCUUAUUACGUUAUCUUUAUAGUUUCUGUAUAUCGUGUUGUCGUUUCUACUGUAGCACACCGUUUGUAUGGAGCAUCAUGUAUUUACUGUUUUAUUCACGUUUUCAAAUACUGGUGACAAAUCAUGCAUUCCGAUUCUUGCAUAGAUUGUAAUGGACACAUACAGUGAGGGGAAAAAAGUAUUUGAUCCCCUGCUGAUUUUGUACGUUUGCCCAAUGACAAAGACAUGAUCAGUCUAUAAUUUUAAUGGUAGGUUUAUUUGAACAGUGAGAUACAGAAUAACAACAAAAAAAUCCAGAAAAACGCAUGUCAAAAAUGUUAUAAAUUGAUUUUCAUUUUAAUGAGGGAAAUAAGUAUUUGACCCCUCUGCAAAACAUGACUUAGUACUUGGUGGCAAAACCCUUUUGGCAAUCACAGAGGUCAGAUGUUUCUUGUAGUUGGCCACCAGGUUUGCACACAUCUCAGGAGGGAUUUUGUCCCACUCCUCUUUGCAGAUCUUCUCCAAGUCAUUAACGUUUUGAGGCUGACGUUUGGCAACUCAAACCUUCAGCUCCCUCCACAGAUUUUCUAUGGAAUUAAGGUCUGGAGACUGGCUAGGCCACUCCUUUGUUGCCUUGGCCGUGUGUUUUGGGUCAUUGUCAUGCUGGAAUACCCAUCCACGACCCAUUUUCAAUGCCCUGGCUGAGGGAAGGAGGUUCUCACCCAAGAUUUGACAGUACAUGGCCCGUCCAUCGUCCCUUUGAUGUGGUGAAGUUGUCCUGUCCCCUUAGCAGAAAAACACCCCCAAAGCAUAAUGUUUCCACCUCCAUGUUUGAUGGUGGGGAUGGUGUUCUUGGGGUCAUAGGCAGCAUUCAUCCUCCUCCAAACACGGCGAGUUGAGUUGAUGCCAAAGAGCUCGAUUUUGGUCUCAUCUGACCACAACACUUUCACCCAGUUCUCCUCUGAAUCAUUCAGAUGUUCAUUGGAAAACUUCAGACGGCCCUGUAUAUUUGCUUUCUUGAGCAGGGGGACCUUGCGGCCGCGGCAGGAUUUCAGUCCUUCACGGCGUAGUGUGUUACCAAUUGUUUUCUUGGUGACUAUGGUCCCAGCUGCCUUGAGAUCAUUGACAAGAUCCUCCCGUGUAGUUCUGGGCUGAUUCCUCACCGUUCUCAUGAUCAUUGCAACUCCACGAGGUGAGAUCUUGCAUGGAGCCCCAGGCCGAGGGAGAUUGACAGUUCUUUUGUGUUUCUUCCAUUUGCGAAUAAUCGCACCAACUGUUGUCACCUUCUCACCAAGCUGCUUGGCGAUGGUCUUAUAGCCCAUUCCAGCCUUGUGUAGGUCUACAAUCUUGUCCCUGACAUCCUUGGAGAGCUCUUUGGUCUUGGCCAUGGUGGAGAGUUUGGAAUCUGAUUGAUUGAUUGCUUCUGUGGACAGAUGUCUUUUAUACAGGUAACAAACUGAGAUUAGGAGCAUUCCCUUUAAGAGUGUGCUCCUAAUCUCAGCUCGUUACCUGUAUAAAAGACACCUGGGAGCCAGAAAUCUUUCUGAAUGAGAGGGGUCAAAUACUUAUUUCCCUCAUUAAAAUGCAAAUCAAUUUAUACAAUUUUUGACGUGCGUUUUUCUGGAUUUUUGUGUUGUUAUUCUGUCUCUCACUGUUCAAAUAAACCUACCAUUAAAAUUAUAGACUGAUCAUGUCUUUGUCAGUCGGCAAACGUACAAAAUCAGCAGGGGAUCAAAUAAUUUUUUCCCUCACUGUAUGAUGUGUGUAAAAUACUUUUUGGAUGGUUGUACUGAUUAUGAUGAGCUAAUGCUAAGCUAAAUGCUAGAUAUGUGUGGCACCAUGUUUGUUGACAUCAUACAAUGCAUUCUGGUUGUCACGUAAAAGUCUGUGAGACCAAAGAUGUUAUAACAAAACGAUGUGAAGGAAUGGUUCACUCGACUGACUUAGAUUGUAACUAUCGUUACUCAGGGUUGCCAUCUCAGACACUCUUUCCAGGGGUUUUAUUUUUAUUUUACUUAUAUACUUCUCCUGUGUUUGCCCCUCAUUUAUUGAUAAAUCCCCCAUCAUAAUAAUAUUUCCUGUAUCAUAUCCCCCCACGAUACCUUCACCCAUUUCUACCCCCCAUAGACUUGAAAUCCCCCACAAAUGAAAUUAACCCCUCCCACAACCCCCCCUAAAAUGGUUUCUCCCAAAUCUGGCAACCCUGUUUAACUUUCGCGCUACGGUUAGACUAGGCAGUAGGCUUGUAUUUGGGGUGAUGAUCUGUACAUAGAAGAUUUGGUAAUAUGCUGAAAAGUGGCCAAACUAAGUUCAUAUUUUUCGGGCAAUGGGCUUUGACUUUGUUUAUUUGCGUUUUAUAGUGAAUUCUGGGAUUAGGGAGUUUUUGCUUGUCAAACAUAAACAAACAUGGCUGCCAUCAUAUAAAAUGUAGCUGUUGUUAGCUUAGCUGACACGCAUCUAUUUUCUAAACAAUAUUACAUUUCUCCCUUGUACUCACUAGAGAUGUGGUACAUUGAAGUCUAGCUGUUAGCGCAACCUGUUAUUUAGACUGGUUUAUGGAAUGAGUUUGGCUGUGAUGUGUGAUGCUUGGAUGAUGAAGUUUGCAUUUAUCUUUUACAAUAAAAGGUCAAAUUAAGGAAUAAAGUUGUGAAGACCUUUAUUUCCCAUCAGUACAAAAUAUUGUUUAGAUGCUUUUCAGACAACAAUACUGUUUAGACGCGUUUGUUGCAUCACACUUUCUGUUGCUACGGUUCCAAUCACAUAUUUGCGAUGGUACGCUGCAGGGGCCACUCAACAAUGAUCACAAAUAUGUGAUUGUACACGUCAAAGGGUUGAAGGAGGCCUUGGUAAGGUCAAAAUGUUUACAUUAUUUCUUAAGAUACAAAUUUCAAAUACUGUAUAUGUCAACAGUCCUUCCUCCAAAUGACCUUUCUAUGGAUUGAAUUAUGUGAAAUCCCCCGAAAUCAUGGGCUUUUUUUUCCUCGUUUUGUGAGGAAUCACCCACCUAUGCUGUGUAUUUGGAGAUGUGGGGUCUCUUUGGUGGGUGGAUGUCUAAAUGUGUGUUGUCUACAGUAUCUAACCCAUUCUCCUCUCGCUCUGUAGAUGACAGUAUCUCGGCGGCGAGUGCGUCUGAUGUGCAGGACCGUCUGUCGUCUUUGGAACUGCGUGUCCAGCAGCAAGAGGAUGAGAUCACUGUGAUGAAGGCGGCGCUGGCCGACGUGCUGCGACGCCUGGCGCUCUCCGAGGACACGGCCACCACUGCCAAGAAACAGACUAGCACCAAAGGUAGUCAGUCACCCCUUGAACCCUGACCCCUGAACUGUCUGUCGUCACCAUCACUGUCACCAUCUGAUGUACUCUCAUGAUUAUACCUGCAAUCUGCAGGUUUUUUGCAAACCCUCAGAAAUCUGCAUGGGUAGGUUCUUAAAACCAACCUGCAAGGGGCAAUUUAACAGGGGCAGUUUUACAAACUGAUCAUGCACUGUCAAAUCCAUCUGCACUAGCUUCUGUACCAUUUACCAUAACUUCCCUCCAGCAAUGGAAAUUCCAUUCAUCACCACUUUCCCAAUGGCUCGUUCAGCCCCUCUCCUCUCCCUUACAUUUCUUCACCAGGUCGUAGUUGUGAAAGAGAGCUCUAUCCUGUAUUCCUCCACUUGUGUUUACAUGAAGAAGUUCAGGAUGGAGCCUGGAUCUGUUAACAGUUCCACUCCGACCUUGACCCCCGGCUUCUAUUACCCUCUCAAACCGACACACACCAACACAUGCUUACACAUCCCAUUCAAUCACAAUCUAACAUUAUAUUCUCCAUGACGAAUGUGCUCCAUUUUCUCUCACACAAUUAUCCAACCUCUGGUUAACACAUUAAUACUGUGGGUGUGUCGGCAGGGGGGCCUAAUUGUGGAUAAUGGAUCAUUAUCUGUGUGAAUGGCGACUCGGCAGCCUUGUCCUGACAUUUUACUUUCUCUAAUGGAGCCAAUUACUGUAUAUGAUCAUGUGGAAGUCUCUCUCUGGGAAGUGUCUUGGCUGGGAAACCAUGCAUGGGUCCUUGAUAAAGAGAUAUCCUGGCCCUGUUAAAAUUCUUUUAAAAAAUGCAUCCUUUCUUCCUUUCCUGAGGUAACCACUGAUCCAACAUGUAUAGAGUGAGAGCAUGGUUUCCAUUUCUAUGCUUUCACCUAUCCAUUCAUUUCAAAUGAGUAAUUCCUUCAAGGAAAUAAGGAUGCACUUGAAAAGUAUUGGAACAGGACCCUUACUGUAUAUGAAUGGUAGGAUAGGAGUUACUGUAUUGUGUGACAGCACUCACCCUGUGUCACCCUUGCUUAGCUCUUUUGUGACACAUCCCUCUGUCCAUCAUCUGUCACUCCUCCCUCCAGCCCCCUCUGAUCCCUUGUUCCGGUCAGCUCUCCAUUCCGCUGGUCACCUUUUUAUCUCAUUAUGACGUCACUCUCCUACUUAAUACCAUCUAUCACCAUAGUGACGACCCCUGGCAACCCCUUGCUGUGUGUGCGUACUACUCUAGUGAGUUAGUCAGCACUCCUGGCACAUUGACAUUGACUGAUGUUAUUUAGGGGUUAUUGAGUUGAUGUGUUACGGCAUUGGCAGUUUGGCACAUACAGUGGCAGAGCUUUGUGUCGUGGGCAGUAAUCUGGGACUGAAGCAGACAGGAAGCAAAGGAAAUCACAUGGUUCAGUUUAGUUUCUCUGCAGACACCCAUGCUCUGACUUCAAAGCCAACUCUACAGAGUAUGCAAACCACCGCCGCCCCACAUACACACACUCAGAGCACGCAUGCACACACAGAGCCCCUUCCUGCUCUUGUUAACUUACUCAAGUACCAGAAAUAUCUUCCUCUCCUGUUCAGUCUUCCUUUCCCCUCUACCACUUGCAUUAUUGGCCAGCACUGUAUCCCUUUCUCUCAUUCUCAUUUUUGUAAACUUUUCUCUUUUUCCAGCCCCCUAUCUUUAUCUUUCCAGCUCUCAUUCUUUCCACCCUUUCCACCAAAUCUUUCUAUUUUCCAAGUAAUUUAUUAUCAUGAACGAGGAAGCCAAGGCAUACGGAGGUUCUCUUAGUGUGGCACUAUGAACACUGCAGACACACACACACAGAGGUCACUUUCUCACUGGCUUGGGGCUGUCCUCCAGUCCUUCAGACCUCUGUAUGCAUGCACAAACACACACACAAACCUGUCAAUCACAUGGCAUCGAUGGGAGAGAUAAACGGUUUAUAAGAUCAGGAAGCCAGGUCGAUAGAUGAAGACCCUCCCUCUUGCAAGGCAUUAGUCAUUGUUGAUAUGCAGUGCCUUCAGAACGUAUUCAUACCCCUUGACUUAUUCCACGUUUUGUUCUGUUACAGCCUGCAUUUAAAAUGGAUUAAAUAGUGUGUGAAAUUGUGUGUAUUGUGUGAAAAUUAUUUUUCACACAAUACCCCAUAAUAACAAAGUGAAAACAUGAUUUUAGAAAGGGGCGUGAAUACUUUCUGAAGGUACAGUCUUUAGAAUAGGAUAGGUUUGAUUUUGGUUGACUUUUCAUUCAUUAGACUCAUUGAAUCUCCCUCUGGCCUUGUGUACCAGCAUUUCCAGUCUUCCCCCAAUUACACUCAGGCUGUCUUUUGUCUUGAUGUUGAGGGGGAGGGGAGGAGACUGGUGAGAGGAGGGAGGUGGUGGGGGCUGGUGGUUGGGGUAGGGAGGCCACCUCCUCCGCCAUGCUGUGUGUUUGUGCUGGGGAGGUAAUGGGCCGUGAAACUGGGCCUUGUGUCACUGACACGGAAUCAGGCAUCCACUGGGACGCCGCGCGCCCCCCAACAUAGCCCUGCCCCCCACAUAUCUUGGAGAGGAAACACGUCUCACCGAGUGAUGGUCAGCUGUUAGUCUGCCUUUCCUUCGGUGCGGUGUGUUUUAGGGACCACCCGUCGGUGGGCGUCUGACUGCCGACAUUUUUGCCAGUUCUACAUGUACAAUCGUUUUGCAAAUUAUGGCUGGCACACUGUUCAGAGGUGCUAAGUAUUCUUGGCUGGCAAAUGUUACCGGUGUGUCCGUGCCUUUACAGAAGUGUCAUUGAAGCUUCAUUGGGAGGAAGGAUGUGUUUGAUAUGCUUUUUACAUUCGUAUCACACAUCAUUUUGGAGAGAAUCAUGAUGGAAGUGGCCAUUUUAGGCCCUUUUUAGACUUAUUCAGACCAUCCUCCUGGAAGGCUCUAUGAUCCGUACUCUGUACAUGCUACAUACACCAUCUUGAUGCCAUUAUACUCCUUGUAGUGUGCUCUAGAAUAAGAACUAUGUCUAGAUUCUGGAGGGAAAAAAUGGACAUUAUUUUAUUCAAGAUUACAAAUAUUAUUAUUAACAUCUCAAAAGUACCCUUUUUGAUUUUGCUUAUAUUUAUACAUAUUGUUUGGAACAAUAUACUAUUCAAACACGUCAAAUUUCAAGAAUGGGCUCUCUGCUACUUUUGGAGAUAUGAUCCAUUUUAUACAUAGAAACUCACAUUAUAGGUAAUUAACCGAACAUGGCCCUCCUUUAGGAUUGUACAUUCAGCAAAUUACCAGCAGUUCCCUUUGAAUCAAUUUUCCCAUUCACUGUGUUGGGGGGGGGGGGGGGGUGAGCCAGGACCUGCUCUCCCUAAUCCUUCCUUUGUUCUCCAUCGGAUCAGACUCUUAACCCAUGUUUGUUUGUCUGUCUGCCGAGCAGUCAUACUCUCAUACUCCCUUGUUCAACCACUCCCCCUCCCUUUAAUCCCUAUAUACUGCUGUAGACAGUUGGGCUGUCCCCGACUCUUGGUCGACCGAAAGUCGUCUGUUUUUUCGACCAAUCGAUUGGUCGACAUUUUUAAACAUGUAUUUUUUCAUGUGUUUUAAUAAAAUCAACUAAAUGCUUGUCCUAUGCUGUUUAAUGAAAUAAAACACAAAUGACUCAAGAGGGGACCAGAGAUCAAGAUAACCAGAAGAGAAAAACCUUAACCUUACCCGACCAUCCUCCUCCUGCUCCUGCUGUCUUUCGCAGAUUCUGCCAUUACUCUCCUGAAGUUGCCGGUAAUAGGCUACAUGAGGAGUCGGAAACCUUUCUCAUGUAGAAUGCUGAUUUAUCUUACUAUUUAUACCGAUCUGCGUGCCAGUUAUGGUUUUCAUAUUCACAUUUUCGUAGAACAGUUUCAUUUAAUUUAUAAUAACAUCUUCGUAUCUCAAAACCAUUGUCAUGUGGUUAAUCAAAAUUCUAUCCAAAUCCAAAUGAAAAUAAUACAAACCUAAAAAGUAACUUAUAUUGCCAUUGCCAACUAUGUAAUAGCCUACAACAAAUAAAAACAUUGCAGUCUGCAGGUAGAAAAUAUCCUGUAAAUCGCAUUGGCUAUGCAUGGCCGGUCUGCAACGAACUUGAAACAUUGUGUCAACUAUCAUUUUGGGUCCAGAAAAGCUCACUAGCAAACUUGCAACAUUGUUUCCUGUGCCAGUGAGCUUGGGACAGACACAGCUGUAGGCUAUUUUGCGCAAGGGAUAAGAGCUCAUCAGGUAGAUAUAUUUUUAGGACGUUUCCACUGGAUCAGAGCAUGACAUUUUUCCCUUUCACGCUGAGUGGUUAUCGAAAGGGAGAGAGCUAGAAAGAUUUUUCAGGGCCUCCCGAGUGGCGCAUUGCAGUGCUAGAGGCGUCGCUACAGACCCGGGUUCGAUCCCAGGCUGUGUCGCAGCCGGCCGCGACCAAAAGACCCAUGAGGCGGCACACAAUUGGCCCAGCGUCUUCCGGGUUAUGGGAGGGUUUGGCCGGCCGGGAUGUCCUUGUCCCAUCGCGCUCUUGCGACUCCUUGUGGCGGGCCGGGCGCAUGCACGCUGACUUCGGUUGCCAGUUGUACGGUGUUUCCUCCGACACAUUGGUGCGGCUGGCCUUCCGGGUUAAGCGAGCAAUGUGUCAAGAAGCAGUGCGGCUUGGCAGGAUCUUGUUUCGGAGAACGCAUGGCUCUCGACCUUCCCCUCCCCUGAGUCAGUACGGGAGUUGCGGCGAUGGGACAAGACUGUAACUACCAAUUGGAUAUCACGAAAUUGGGGAGAAAAAGUGCAAAAAAACAACAAAAAAUAACAACAAUUUUUCUAAUACGUUGAGGAACUAUUGUCAUUCUCAAUGGAUGUAAAAACAGACUUUGUUUGCUUGCUGUUUGAGGUGAAGAAAACAUUACAUUGUGAAGCUCCACAGCUCAUUAGUGGUGGUGCAUUAAGCCAAUCAGAAAUACUAUCAGAUCCCCAAAUGGGCACGUUUAGGCUAUACUUCUAUGCAUAAUCAGGUGCACAUCCUUACUCAACAUUGACAGUAGCGCUCCAAACAAAAGACAAUAACUAAAUUGACAAAACUCGUAAAUGGAAUGAAAUAAACCAAAACUUGUUUCUCACAAGUGUAGCAGGUUGUGUGUUCUGCAAACAACGUGUCCACGCUGACAAUAAGAACGGUAAAAGACUGGAAUAAUAAUAUAUUGAAUGCAUGAACAGAAAUUAACAUAACCAAACAAACAUUGUAGAUUAGAAAUUAUAGGAAUUAACGGUAAAUGUAGGCUACUUCUGGUGAUAUAUGUAUUUGAAAUUGAUAGACACUAACAAUCAAGGCAAACAAUUCACACAGUGAAGUUAUGAAACAAUGAAUGUGGACAAAUUGGCGAGAGAGAGCACAUUCUUCUUGGACUGUUUUUAUUUUUAUUUAUUUCACCUUUAUUUAACCAGGUAAGCCAGUUGAGAACAGGUUCUCAUUUACAACUGCGACCGCAGUGUCUCAACCUCCGCAAUGGAUUAGUCUCAACCUCUGCAAUGGAUUAGUUCACUGACAUGGGCGCGAAUCAGACAGGUGUCCCGUGUGCCAUAAAAAAAAAAAAAAAGAUAUAUUUGCUACUGCUCGACUAAACAAUAUAUUGGUCGACCAACAGCCUAUCGACCAGUCGACAAAUUGGGGUCAGCCCUAGUAGACAGUGUCUCUUUCUCUUGCGCUCUCUUUCUCUCUCGCUCUCUUUCCUCCCAUAUUUCUACCCAUUGUAUCCUGAUGUACAGGUAACGGCCAAAAUAAAGGAAACACCAACAUAAAGUGUCUUAAUAGGACGUUGGGCCAACACGAGACGCCUGAACCGCUUCAAUGCACUUUCGCAUAGAUUCUACAAGUGUCUGGAACUCUAUUGGAGGGAUGUGGCACCAUUCUUCCACAAGAAAUUCCAUAAUUUGGUGUUUUGUUGAUAAUGGUGGAAAACACUGUCUCAGGCGUCGCUCCAGAAUCUCCCAUAAGUCUUCAAUUAGGUUGAGAUCUGGUGACUGAGACACACACACACACACACAUACACACACAAUUUAAACCCCCUAUGCUCCUUUGAGACCCCUCUUUCAAAGUCACUGAGAGCUCUUCUUCUAACCAUGGUAGCCAAAAUAAUUGGCAACUGGGCAUUUUUAUACAUGACCCUAAGUAUGAUGCAAGGUUAAUUGCUUAAUUAUCUCAGGAACCACACCUUUGUGGAAGCACCUGCCUUCAAUAUAUUUUGUAUCCCUCAUUUACUCAAGUGUGUCCUUUAUUUUGGCGGUUAACGGUAUGUACUGCAUAGGUUUUACUGUCCCCUCUGACUGUGCUCUCUCCUGCCCAUUGUAGGCCAGACUCCCCUGCGCGAGGCCUACUCUAUGUCCUGCAUCGCCAACGGCAGCUCCAGCAGCCGCAAGCCCAGCCACAGAGACCGAGACAGCUCCACAGUUUCCGUCACCAGGAAGGAUACCUUCUCCUCAGCAGCCAAGAGGUACUGUACUACACAUACACAGUAACAUACGAUACACACACACAUACCAUUCAAAAACAGUCAUUGCACAACUCUAGACCUGCUCGUAUCAGAUGGGGAGCCAUUGAUGCAGAGUCUGUAUUGACGUGUUUUGCUUCGAAACGCCACAUUAAUCUCUCCCAGAAAAUAAACUUGAUUUGUCAAUCUGUUGAAUGUUGAUCACGUGUUUAACUUUCUCCCUUGCAGCUUGCAGUGAUUCAGCAGAAUAAAGCCUAUACAGUACACUUCCCUGGUUAUUUCUGGACAAUGAUGUUGUGAUGGGGUACCUGUUACAGCAUGUAGCUAAGCCUAUGGCUAAGCAUUGCUGAGCACUUCCUCAAUGAGUAACUCGAUAUUAAUCAAAUAUACUGGCUCAGCUAUUCACUGCCUAUGGAGGAAGUUGGGGCCUUGCAGGUCUCUCAGUAGUGAAGGCUGCGGGUAGAAGUUGCCCGUAUAGGAACAGAUCUAGGAUCAGCUUACCAUCAGCGGUGUCCUGGUGUACCCCUUUGUCUUGUUAUUUGCCAUUCUUUGUCCUCAUAGAUAUGUUCCAUCUGUUUGUGUCCCCUUGUACCCAUGGUUCCACUCGUUUGGUUAUCCUCUGGUUGACCCCUGGUUGUCUCCACAGCGGUCAGACAGCGGAGAGGAAAAAGGACAAGCCUCAGAUGGAGGGCAUCAAGGAGAAGGAGGAGGGGCCCUCCCAGCCCAACCAGGCUAACGAUAAACCCUCCCCUGCCAGCCCCGUACAGCCCGCUCCGUCCCCCUCCAUCUCCAGCCAUCCCCCCUCCCCUCACCCCCCUCAGUCCCAAAGGCAGGCCCCGGAGAGCAAGGGCACCUCCCCAGCCAAAAGGUUCCUAAGAUGCCCAUUUUGUUUGUCGAUGCCCCCCCUUACCAAUGCAAUGCCCUGCCGACACUGAAUGCUCAUGACUUUAGCUUACCUUUGACUGGGGGCAGGGUUGGCAUGCUUCUUAGAUCACUUACAUUUGAACCCUUUAUGGUUAUUAACCUCUUCUCUCCUUCUCUUUCUCUAUCUCUCACCUGUACUUUCAGUUGUCUUUCCCUGUACGGACUCAGCCACUGCAGACCUUAGUUUCUCGAACUGCGUAACUUCUCUUUUAGACUAGUUGUAGCCCUGCUUGUAGCAAAGCCCUUUCAUUCAGAGAUGAGAGGACAAUAGAGGAGAAUGGUUUGCAGAUUUCCCUUCUGCCCUCAUCUGCAACAGUGUGAGCCCUCUCACCAUUAGGAAUAGGAGAGGCCCUAUCUGUCAUAUACCAGCUGUGCUUCGUACCAUUCAGGAUAUAUACACACACACAUGCACACACCAGCCCUAGACACGGGAAACUGUUGAGAGUGAAAAACCCAGCAGCGGGGGCCUCCCAAGUGGCGCAGUGGUCUAAUGCACUGCAUCACAGUGCUUGAGGCGACACUACAGCCCCAGGUUCGAUCCCAUGCUGUGUCACAGCCGGCCGUGACCGGGAGACCCAUGAGACGGCGCACAAUUGGCCCAGCGUCAUCCGGGUUAGGGGAGGGUUUGGCCAUCUGGGAUUUCCUUGUCCCAUCGCGCUCUAGCGACUCCUGGCGGGCCGGGAGCCUACAAGCUGACUCGGUCACCAGUUGGCCGGUGUUUCCUCCGACACAUUGGUGCGGCUGGCAUCCGGGUUAAGCGAGCAGUAUGUCAAGAAAAGUAGUGCGGCUUGGCAGGGUCGUGUUUCGGAGGAUGCAUGGCUUUCGACCUUGCCUUUUCCGAGUCCGUAGGGGAGUUGCAGCGAUGGGACAAGACUGUAACUACCAAUUGGAUAUCACGAAAUUGGGGAGAAAAAAACUGUAAAAGUAAUACAAAAAUAAAUAAAAAACAGCAGCGUUGCAGAUCUUCACACACUCAAACUGGUGUGUCUGGCUCCUACUACCCCGGUAGUCUUGCCCAUUCACCCUCUGAGUGGCACACAUACACAACCCAUGUCUCAAGGCUUAAACAUAUUUCUUUAACCUGUCUCCUCCCCUUCAUCUAAACUGAUUGAAGUGGAUUUAAUAAGUGACAUCAAUAAUGGAUCAUAGCUUUCACCUGGAUUCACCUAGUCAGUCUGUGUCAUGGAAAGAGCAGGUGUUCUUAAUGUUUUGUACACUCUGCUGUAGAGCAAUGAUACUGUACCAGUACUGCGUGCGUGCGUAUAGUAGGGUUAUGGAUCAAUUCUGUUCAGCCUAGGUUGUUAUUUUCCUGCCAAAUUCCAUGCAGGCAGUUAGAAUAAGCAGAGGUUGUCUGGAUAUAUUUCCCUUCCUGUCCCUGUCUCUCCCUCUACAUACAAUAGAUAAGGAGAGAGUACAGACUCUGUAAAUGUAGAAGUGUAACACAUGGUUGAACCACCUCCCCUCCCCCAACAUUCAGCCCCAGUCCUAUCUGCCCCUCAGUGUCACUAUGGCCCCCUGGAGGUAGAACAGACACCAUGCAGAAGUGAUCCAAAAACGUUACGUCUCGCAAUUAACCCCUUCCUCCUCACAGCUUCGCAUGAGGAGUGGUAUUCUUCACGCUCCCGCUCUCUUUCUUUCACAAUCCCUUCUCUCUCUCGCUGCUCUCUCUCUCUCUCUCUGCUCUAGCCAUUCUCCAAACCUUCCAUUCUUCACUGUUACUCAACCUCCUCAUCUUUGACUUUACUUGCAGUGUGGUUCUUAUAGCCAACUCUCUGGCCUCCUCUGUCUCCUGAAGCCUGGGGCUUGACUUGUUUAGCCAGCCCAUGUGUACUAACCUGUGACUGGGGUGGGCUUUCCCCUGUGUGCCUGGCUACAGCAGCAUGCAUGGAUUCUAACAAAUCUCCAUUAUCACCAUGGCACUCCAUACUCCUGCUUUCUUUCUGUCUUUCUCUCUUCCCCUCGCUAUCUGUCUCUAAAAGGAACUGUUUAUUUUUUGUGUGCACCCUGUACGUCCAUCUGUGUGUAGGGGUCACAGUGCAAAGCGGGGCACGGGGUUGGAGCGUUCACAGAGCAGUACGUGGGAGAGUGGCGAGGAGAGCAGGAACAAGCUGGUGAAGGCUGCCUCCACCUCUAAACUGCUGGCCAAGGUGGUGAAGAACGCAGACAAGUGAGUGGCUGAUGGGACACGUUUUACAAAUCUGAUAUAAACAUAUGUGUGAAAGUGUAAUGCAAAUACAGUGAUGCAUAAGAACUGAAUUCCGGUCUAUGUUUUGUACUGAGAGGUGAGACUGGCCUGCAUUUGUUUAUGGGGUGUACAUUAGCCUGAGAGUACCUUUCAGAUAUUACACUAUCAUCCAAGAAUCACUAUGACAACCCCUUAAUUCCCUAUAUUGUGUUCAUCCAAAGUCCCUCCCUAAUAUAGGAUGCUGUUAAAUUGGCCCAGCUGUCAGAUAAACUUCACUUGUUUUGUAGUCUCAAGUCACAGUCUGACGUUAUUGUUAUUUCUCCAUUCUCUUCCAGGCAUAAAGACCCAGUGAUCAGCCAAGGUGAAUAUACUCUUUUUUCUAAGUACGUCAUCCACCACCACGUAAUGGAAGCACUGUAGCUAUGUACUAUAGUAUACCCACACAAUUGGCAUAUCUGUUUACAACCAGAGCAUUUAUUUAUUAAGAUGUACAAUAUGAUACAAUGUAACCUAAAGUGUGCUCUCAUUGGGCUAAUGAAAACGCUGUACUGUACUGUGUAAGUUUGAGAGUACCUUUAGGUAAGAGAAGAGCUGUAUUUCAAAGCCUAGCUUCUUGUGGUUCCUUCAAAAUAUAGUCCUUCAUCCUAUUGUGUAGACCCAACUAGUCAUUGUUGAUGUCUUCAGAUCAUUCUAGCUCUUCUCCCCUGUGUACUAUCAUUGUGUGUGUGUGUGUGUGUGUGUGUGUGUGUGUGACAUUGUUUCUGUCUCAUGACCAGCCAAAAUGUCAACCCGCGAGAAAAACAGCCAAGCAGGUAAGUUGUCACCAGAUAGCGAGGAGAGCUACCAGCCUUGGGAGGAGUGCUUGCCCACCCUCUCUGCUUUUUGGCUUUAUCUAUCUAUCUAUCCAUCUAUCCAUCUAUCCAUCUAUCCAUCUAUCCAUCCAUCUAUCUAUCUAUCUAUCUAUCUAUCUAUCUAUCUAUCUAUCUAUCUAUCUAUCUAUCUAUCUAUCUAUCUAUCUAUCUAUCUAUCUAUCUAUCUAUCUAUCUAUCUAUCUAUCUAUCUAUCUAUCUAUCUAUCUAUCUAUCUAUCUAUCUAUCUAUCUAUCUAUCUAUCUAUCUAUCUAUCUAUCUAUCUAUCUAUCUAUCUAUCUCUGACACUCCCUUUAUCAUGUCAAACAUAGACAGGAUCUCUUGUUUCCCCCUGCACUCUCUCUCUCUCCUAUUUAUCUCUCGGUCUCUCUAUCACUCCCUCAAAUACAGAUCUCUCAAUCUACCCCUCCCUCUAUACUUUCUCACCUUCCUCCAUGUAAUUCCCCUCAGCCGAUUCCCAGCCUAAAUAAAGGGCAUAGCUGUGCCAGUAUGCCAUACUCCGCCCUGGCCCCUUGCCACUUAGCGGAGUGUCAUCUGGGAUGUCAUAACUAGAUAGGUCCUGGGAUGAAUUCUUGCCCUUCGUCUGGGUGAAAGCGUUCCACUCUUGGCUCAGUCAGGUCACCCCUGGUUAUGUGAGGAAUUUGGUUGGUCCUGAGACUGCUGGCCAGGGUGCUCAAUUAGCUCCACAGACAGACAGACAGAGACUUUGGAAUGGAAUUCAGCUAAUUCAACUAAUUCAGUACAUUCUAGGUAGUCAUAACUAGAUAGGUCCUGGGAUGAAUUGUGGCCCUUCAGUUUGAGUCUACUGUAUGCUCCCCCUUAAUCUGGGAAAACUGGAAGAAAGCCCUCGCUCUAUUUUAUGAGCAAUGGUGAAAUGUGGUCCCCAUCCAACCAUCUCCCUCUUGUCCUCUCACUAGGACAGUAUAAACACUCCACUGAUCCCAGUCUACCACAAAUCUACCUCCCCCUCUUCUUGCUCUCUAUUCCCCCUCUUCUUUUCUACUUUUCUUUCCACCUACCACGGUUUCUUAUUUCAGCUGAGUUUGGGGUUGCUGACUCACUGCUUUGCACCACUGCACGGCACCCAACGCUUCUCUCGGUCUGUCUGUCUGUAUAUCUGUCUCUAUGUCUGACUGUCUAUGCAGUAUCUCAUCUCUGGAUGAGUGGAAAGCAUGUGCAGCACACUAACUGAACUCAUGAGGCUUUUCAAGGCUUUUGUAGGUUUUUCUGUAAAAAAGUGUUCUCACUCGAAGUGAUUAUGUGUGCCGGUGGUGAGCAGUCAGGCUGCUGAAAUUCUUCUGUUAAUGGACGAAAGUCAUGUCAUGCGCUCUCACUCACGCUCUCAGACUCAUGCCUCUAUAUGAACCUUUAUUAAACAAGACGUAUUUGUCUGACCACAGUCAUUUUUAUGCAUUACCUCUGCUCAGGCCUAGGUUCCAAUACUUCUGUGAGUGUUUGCUCUAGCCUGCCUGAAUACUCUAGCCUGCCUGAAUACUCUAGCCUGUCUGAAUACUUUCAAAUAGUAUUUGAUCCCAGGUCUGCCCCUACUUAUACCUGUGCUAAUACUGUAUGUUGAAUGUGUUUGCAAAAGCAUGAGUUUAGUAUCACCAGAAUUCUUCUGUAUAUAGAAAGUCAAAAUGGCGAUCGUGAUAUAGCUAGCUAAACAACUUUAUUUUGUUUGUCUCCUCCACAGAGGGAGACUACAUCAAGAUGUUCAUGCGAGGUCGUCCCAUCACCAUGUUCAUCCCCGCGGAUGUGGAGAACUAUGAUGACGUGCGCACAGAGCUGCCUCCAGAGAAACUCAAACUUGAGUGGGUGUAUCCUUUCUUCGUAGCAGGGCCUGGUCCCAAACGCUCUGUUACUCUGUGUGUCCCUGACCUUGGUCUCUCUGUUGUCUGUCUCUGGGCUCAAAAGAUGUGCGGUAUAAGAUAAGUCAAAGCAAAAUGGUGGAGGCCUUAUAGGUAUUCACUUUCACCUGUCCAGUUGUUUUCACGUUGCAGAUGAAGGAAAGGAGACUAGUAGAAUGAGCCAAUUUAUACUGUUAAGAUGCACCCUUUGAGGUCUCUUGUGUUUCUCUCUAUGGGUUCCCCCCCAUGUGUUCUGUGUUGUUGUUCCUUGAGUCCCUAUGUCAGGUAUGGCUACAGGGGGAGAGACUGCAGAGCCAACGUGUACCUGCUCCCUACAGGGGAGAGUGUAUACUUCAUAGCCUCCGUGGUAGUGCUCUUCAACUAUGAGGAGAGAACACAGCGCCACUACCUUGGCCACACCGAUUGUGUCAAAUGGUGAGCUGGUAUCUUGUUCUACAUUAUGUUUUUUGUCAGCCUGGGAGUAUUGGUCAGCCUUGGUUGGUUAGUAUCAGGUAAUGAAUUCAUACAGUAGCUUACACACCAUCAUGGGCUGUGUAUUCUGGAUACAGUAGAUAAGAUACACUAGAUUCAGAAGAUACAACAGUAUGUUCCCAGGGUCUGAAUGAUGUACAAACACUUCAUACAAAACCUUUAUUGCGGAUUAAGCAAAGAGUUGUCACAGACACAAUGGUUCUUACACUAACCGCUGUGUAGCUUACACGUUCAGCUUAACUGUCUCCAGGUCCCAUCCUCCCAGGGGCCUCUUAAGAUAAACAGACUAUGUAAAUGAGAUAUAAAUGUCUUCUGUCCGGGUGGUAGAGAAGUAGGAGAGUCAAAUUAGUCUGUGAUAGCAGAACCCUGACUCAGACCUUUGUUUGAAACGAAACGCCUCACUUCCUCCCAUCAGACAGGCAAACAGGCCAGCUCAGUCAAGCAGCUCCCUCUCAACUUACUUCAUUUUACACCUGACAUACUCCUCGUAUUAUGACAGAUUGUUGCUGACUGUAGGUUUUUUCAAUAGGGAGGUAGUUUCCCAAACUUGAAUUUUUGUAUUGGUUUGACAUUCAUCUAUUCAUGUUUUGUCUCUCAUUCUAUCUGUAUGAUUUUCUCUAUUUCUCUCUCUAAUAUCUUCUCUGUCUCUCUCGCUCUUUCUCUCUCUCUCUGUUUAUCUUGCUAGCCUUGCUGUUCACCCCGAUAAGAUCCGCAUUGCCACGGGACAGAUUGCAGGAGUGGAUAAGGAUGGGCGGGUGAGUCACACUCCCACCUCCUCACCCAUUCCUAACCCCCUCACUUUCAACCCCCCACCUUCUGCUAGCUAAAUCCUUUAAUGGUAUGUUCGGAUGUGUGACAUUUCGUUAUUCAUGUACAUUUCAUGUUUGUUCAACCAGAUUAAGGAGCACAUAUGCUGUUUUCUUCCCUAUCAUUCACACACACACACACACACACACACACACACACACACACACACACACACACACACACACACACACACACACACACACACACAUGGGCAAGUCACAGGGCUGAAAUGUCACCUAUGUAACGCCAUGGGUUUUUCCAAGUGAGUUAUGAAGUCUUAUUCCAGCCCACCGAAUACAGAGAGACACCUGUGGUUAUGUUUAGCAGCAUAAUCCUUGUUUGCACUAUGUCUCUUCUUGUGUACAGUAUAGUAUUUCUGCUUGCGUUGCACAAUCAGGCUCACUCAUGUCUUUGUCAGGCAGACCCAGACAAAAGGUGCUCCAUAUUUACUCAAGCAUACCAGUAAUCAGUGCGCUCAUGCAACUCAUUAUAUUUAAGCUCUCUGUUGUCUAUACAUGCCAAACUGGCACUAACCUUCCUGGAACGACUCUGUAGAAGAGUAUCCUACCUGUCAGUCAGCCUGAUCCUGCACAAACUCACUCACUGACUACCUGUUAAAGGCUUUCUCAAGUCUUUAAAAUGGCUUCCUUUCCUUACCUCCUUCCCCCUUUCCUUCAUGACCACUGAUCUUAGAGGAUAUGAUAGAUGAAAAGCAAUUGGGUGGAAAUCAGUCCAGUCCUUUUAUCUACAAAAAUGAUGUGUGUUUUUUCCUCUCCUCAUCUACCAGUGAUUAUGAAGGGAAGGAAACAGGGAAAAGAUGCUGUAAAAAAAAGUAUACUGUAAAUGCAGCCAGAGUGUCUGAUGAGUUUGGCAACAGUGAUAGCUUGUUAAAUCAUGUGUAUGUCUCCUCUUCUCCCUCUAGCCGCUGCAGCCCCACGUGAGGGUGUGGGACUCGGUGAGCCUGUCCACCCUGCAGGUCAUCGGCCUGGGCACCUUUGAGAGAGGAGUGGGCUCCCUGGCCUUCUCCAAAGCGGUGGGUACCCCUAGCACCUCCAAUGGUAUAAUCCAGGACGUGUUAGUCAUUAUGAGAAUUGUGGGUACUGGUGUAGUACAUUAAAUGAAACCCCAUUCUGACUGGGAAGGGUAUAUCACACACAUCCGAUAGAUCACACACUCACAUCACAGCCAGUGGAUCUAGAUUAGAGGUUCUACUCAGUUCUGGAGUUCUAGGUGCUGUGUGUUUCUGGACUGAGCCCUUUCGUAAUCAGGCUAGUGGGUCAGACUGGUGUUAUUGUGGUGUUGAAUACCUCAUAGGCUCUCUAAUCAGUAGUAGUUUACAGUUCCUAUUCUCUCUCUGUCCUCAGUUAGCACAUUCCAGAACACAGCUUUUACUGUCUGGCUCCCUUCACACGCAAACACAAACACACCGUGACCCAUUUCCAUACAAACAAACACAAUUAAUCUCCCACACAAACAUGCAUUCUAAGUGAUUCAUUAUCCCCUUAUGUUAUCAAAGGUCUAACUAAGCAGUGGAUUUGCCCUAUCAAAUAAUAGGAAAGCUUGAAUGAAGGUUAUUAUCAUCUUCUGCUGUUGCUGAUAUCAUUAUGCCAAAUCUACUCAAUGGCUAACUACUUAGAAGAGUAUUGUUUAGUCCUGCUUGCUUUAUGGCCAUUUUGCAACAUGUGGAUUCAUGUUUAGACUUCCAUGCCCUCUCACCAACAUACAGCGUGUAGCUGUGAAUAAACUGGAAUUAUAUUAUUAUUAUGUUAUUCCAUAUUUAGUGAAUUGCAGAAAAUAGGAUAUGUGUUUCAUGCAAGCUUUACUGACAAGACUUUCCCCUGUGUUUCUCCUACAGGACUCAGGUACACACCUGGCAGUGAUUGAUGAUUGUAACGACCACAUGUUGACUGUCUGGGACUGGCAGAAGAAAUCCAAAAUCGCUGAAAUCAAGGUCAGAGAUACCUGGGGUGUUUUGUACUGUGUAAUUCUGCCUAAAAUACGUAAAAGCAUUUGAUGAUUUGGUUAUGAAAUACAUUUUAUUGUUAACUGUAUAUGAUCUUUGUUUUACCUCCUCUAGUCUACAAAUGAGGUGGUGCUUGCGGUGGAGUUCCACCCUACUGAUGCCAACACCAUAGUAACCUGUGGCAAGUCACACAUCUUCUUUUGGACCUGGGCUGGCACCUCGCUGGCACGCAAGCAGGGCAUCUUCGGGGUGAGGACCUUUUCACUUGUUCAGUACUUAAAAACGUGUAAAGUACUUAAAAAGAUCUGCUUGAGCCAAACUGAUCUGUCGCUCUGUAAACAUGCCUGGGCGAGAAUAAAUAAUAAUAGCAAGCAAGCAUAUGGGCUUAGCCAACAACAUAACGACAAAGACGUUGUCAGCAAUGGAAUAUUGACGGACAGACAAAGUAGGCUACUACAAUGCCACAAAAUCAACGAUAUGGCCUCAGCAACGUCGACAGAAAAUAUAACUAACUAGAUCAAUAGCUAGAACAACAAUGACUAGCUAAUUACGGAUUCUGAUUCACACAACAUGUUUGUAGAGAGAAGGGGAGUUGUGCCAUGAGAUGAGUGAAAAUGGAGCCGUGUGGGAGGGAGGGGGAGGGAGCCGGGCUUGUUAUAAUCCAAUCGUGGCAGCAGGUUUAACCUACACCCUGCCGGUUUCUUUACAGACAGCCGAACUAGCCAAUUUAUUUAUUUAGAGUGCACAGCGCUUCACACUGUGACAGAGAGAUGCGUGCUGGGAGAGAAGGGUGUAACUGCAGCCCGCAACUCAGGGCGUCCUGCGUGUGGGUAUUCCUGCAUCUGCAGGAACCCCUCUUUAUACUUCUAUUGGUCAAUUUUUAAGCUAUGACUCCAGUACAUAGGCAGGAGGCAGGGGUGCUCCAGUACAGUAGAUGGUGGUAAUGCACUAUAACAUUGAAUGCCAACCGCCGAUAAACCCUACAGAAGAAGAAGAGGCUAGGACACACUGGUAGGCUGGAGGCGGGGGUGACACCAUGUGUUAGCUAGCACUGGUGUCACCCCCGCCUCCAGCCUGCUGUGUCCGCCUGCCGAGUCCUCCUUAGACUAGCUGGCUAAACAGUGCAGGAAUGACCACAUGCAGGAGUGCUCAGAAUUGCGGGCUGCAGUUGCACACUAUUGUGCUGGGAGCUGGAAAUUACUUUUUUCAGAUCACGGAUAAUUACCAAAAAAUUGUAUCAUAAUCAUAUUCGGAAAAUUCUCCAUAUUCGUUACGAUACUUGUUUUGUCAGAGUACUCGGCACACCCCUAUGUGUCACCAAAAGUGCCUUAAAUAAUAAUGUGAUGUUAGAAUAUUAUGUAUCCCUUUCAUAGUAUACCUUUACCCAUACAUUUUUCUCUAGUCUGCCUGAACACGUAGACGACAAUUAUUACAAAGACAUUUCAUUCUCAGUCUCUCCCUAUCCUGUUUCAGAAAUACGAGAAGCCCAAGUUUGUUCAGUGUCUGGCCUUCCUCAACAACGGGGACAUCUUGACUGGAGACUCUGGAGGCAUCAUAUUGAUAUGGAGCAGGAGCACAGUGGAGCCGGCCCCAGGGAAAGGACCCAAAGGUACACUAUACACAUUGUACACCUUCCACUGUACUUUAAACCUCACAAACAGUCCCUACACCCACCUGUAUAGUGCUACAGUACUGAUGGCACAGUUGGUUGGAGCAUGGUUCUUGAAACACCAGGAUUGUGGGUUUGAUUCCCUCAUAAGCCAUGUAUAGCCUACUGAAUAUUUGUUUUAAACUUACCGGUAGUCACUUUGGUAAAACCGUCUGACCAUAUCAUACAUACCCACAUGAGUAAUACAAAUAGUUAACUUUCCCAGUGAGUCUCAGACACAGACGAGAGCAACUGAAAGAGGUGGUUUGAGACCGAAGAAAAGAAAACAGCCUUGAAGGAGAGACACAGAAGAAAAAUAAAAGUGUGGGAGAGAGAAGGAGAGUGGGUGUGAGUGUUGGCAGGCCCCAGUGCCUGGGGGACGGAGGGUGUUGGGGUUUGAGCAGUAAUGGUUUUGGUUGGCAUGCAGUGGAACUGGAUGAGCUAGGGCCAGGCGCCAUGGAUAAAUUGUUAAUCUCUCUUUAUUUACCUGCUCUGCUUCGAUCUGCUCUGCUCUACUAGCUCUACUGGGGUGGGCUAGGAUGGCCCACGGCGCCACCCGGUGGUUAGAUGGUGGGAAUGCAUGUGUGUCACAGGAACUUGGUGGCACCUUAAUUGGGAGAGAACAGGCUCGUGGUAAUGGAGCGGAAUAGGUGGAAUGGUAUCAAAUACAUCCAUGUGUUUGAUGCCAUUCCAUUUGCUCCGUUCCGGCCAUUACUAUGAGCCGUUCUCCUGUGAUGUGUGUGUGUGUGUGUGUGUACAGUUUGUGUGUGUGUGCACAUGCUUGAGCGUGCGUGUGUGAAUGCUUGUGUCUUCUUGAGUGCGUGUGUGGGUCUGUCUGAGCUCUGCAGGGAUGAAGGUCAUGCCAAUGUGGGGAGCAGAAGCGAUACAAUAUUACCCCCAUUAAGAAUUCCACUGCCUCAGGUUUAGUCUAACUAGCCUUGAGGAAUGGGCCUGCCGUGCUGUGUAUCUGUGUGUUAUCAGCAGAGACAUGUAGUAUUAUAACAGGAGGAGUGAUAAUCAGAAUGUGGAGAAUGCAGACACAUCAACCCUAGACACACGCACAGACGCUCACACUCAUUCAAACAUGCCUUCCACAGCUAUCUUCUUAACCACACACACACAGACUCACACAGACACACAUAUACUCUCACUCACUUCCCCCUUCAAAUGCUCCCCUGAGAAAACAACAAGAGCUGGCCUGUAGCGUGGCAUAUAAACCACAUUAGCGAAUGUCAAGUAUUUGUGGUAUCCUAUUCCCAGAAAUCUCUGCUGUGAGCUGUUUUACAGCCUCUCAUUCCUCUCCCUCCUCUUUCCUUCUGGCCAAUUUUCCUUCCUUCUCUCACUCUCUCUCAUUCUCUCUCUCUCUCUCUCUCUCUCUCUCUCUCUCUCUCUCUCUCUCUCUCUCUCUCUCUCUCUCUCUCUCUCUCUCUCUCUCUCUCUCUCUCUCUCUCUCUCUCUCUCUUUCCCCUCCCCCCUGUAGGUGCGUACCAGAUCAGUCGUCAGAUCAAGGCCCAUGACGGCAGUGUGUUCACUCUGUGUCAGAUGAGGAAUGGGACCCUGCUGACCGGAGGGGGCAAGGACCACAAGAUCAUCCUGUGGGACCACGACCUCAACCAAGAGAGGGACAUAGAGGUGCAGUCACAGCCAUACAGAAUACAACGCAGACACGUCUACACCAAUGCACCAUGGUUUAUGCACAAACAUAUAAAUAUACAUGUUCAAUAUGAUGAUAAACCUAUCAUCUGUUUGGGAGGUAUUUUUCUGUACAACUCAAUGUAUCUGUUCCACUGCAGGUCCCUGAUCAAUAUGGAACCAUUCGUGCUGUGGCUGAGGGCAAGGGCGAGCAGCUUUUGGUGGGCACUUCACGUAACUUCAUCCUGAGAGGGACGUUUAAUGACGGCUUCCAGGUGGAAGUGCAGGUGAGAGAAGUUUAUAUUUCUCUCUCCUUUGUCUGUCUCUCUCUCUCUCUCUCUCUCUCUCUCUCUCUCUCUCUCUCUCUCUCUCUCUCUCUCUCUCUCUCUCCCCUCUCUCUCUCUCUCCCUCUCUCUCGCACUGCUGAAUAGCUGACUGCCAGCACUACAUAUCCAGGCUGUGAGAGCUAAAGCCAUCUGAGGACUGCAGGGCCCUGCUAUGGAAGCUCUGUUGUAGGGAUGCCAGUGUCAGCCUCCUCACUAGCUGCUUUCCCAAUCGUUUCUUCUCUGUGAGGGAGAGCAGAGCGAUCGAGACGCUGCUAUUUUCCAGAGAGCUGCGUUGUAAAACUUGGCAUUCAUUUUCCAGUGAUUUGAACUCUGUAUAAACAGGCUGGCAGAGGUACUUAUCCCCGCUUUUAAGGGCGCCCAACUGAGCCCACCCCCUUCUCCCCUCGUCUGCCCCUCUUUGAGGCACAAUACACCCGUGUGAAGGAGGUCAUCAGAGCUUUUGGUGGUGUGUUUCCAAUGGCUUAGUUGGUUGGAACAUGGUACUUGCAUAGCAAAACCAGAGUUGUGGAUUUUGAUUCUCACAUACAGUAACAUGGGCAACAUACAGAAUAGACAGAAUAUGUGUUAACUACUCGGCAAGUCAUGUUAACUACUCAGUAUGUAGUCACUUUGGACAAAAUGACUACAUAUCCACAUCACAUCAGCAUUAUUUUCUAACCUCUGACCUAUCACCCCAGGGUCACACAGACGAGCUGUGGGGGCUGGCCUCUCACCCCUUCAAGGACCUGUUCCUCACCUGUGCCCAGGACAGGCAGGUGUGCCUGUGGAACUCUGUGGACCACUGCCUGGAAUGGACCAGGCUGCUGGAUGUAAGAACUAAUAACUCCCUUUCGGAACUAUUCUAUACUGCAGAUUAAGAAUACAUGCUCAUUCACUGCCCUUUUAGAUUUUAUUCACAGACGUAAUUGAAAUGUUGAUGCAAGUUUUCCAUUGAGAUCAAGGCAUGCAAACACAUCUCAAGUUAGGAUUCAGGCCUUACACAAAAUACUUGUAUGUUUGAAUUGCAUCUCUCCCUUCCCUCUUGCUGUUUAUUUCUCUCAGGAGCAUGGCCACUGUGCAGACUUCCACCCCAGUGGUGCUGUUGUGGCCAUCGGUACUCACUCAGGAAAGUAAGUUCAGCUUAACCCUAUCUCUAACUCUGAAGCGCAGCAGUGGCUAUUAAUCCCAUCUCUUAUCGCUUACGCCUGUAUGGGAAUAGUCCAUUCUUAUAAAUCCUCUGUGAUGUUCUCUUCCCUCCCCCUGUGUCCCAGGUGGUACGCUCUGGAUGCAGAGACCAGAGACCUGGUGGCCAUUCAUACAGACGGCAACGAGCAGCUGUCAGUCAUGCGCUUCUCUGUAGGUGGGUGAAGCUGGUCUUACAUCCUAUCCUAACCGUAGACUUGGAUUUGAUGGAAGAAUUGUUAAACCAAUACACGGUUAGGGAGGAUAAUAAAACAUGGUGGAUAAUUUACCCACAAUCCUGUUCCAUCCCUCCCCAGAUGGCACCCUGCUGGCAGUGGGAUCACAUGACAACUUCAUUUACCUCUACACUGUGUCGGAGAAAGGCCGCAAGUACACCAGAUACGGGAAGUGCAUUGUGAGUACAUCAUCAUUUGUUUGUGUGUGUUUGGAGUGAUUAGUGUGUGUGGGGCCCUAGGGAGUUCUGUCUCCCUGCAGCUGGAGAGAUGGAUAGGAUCAGUGCUUUCACAGUAUGGUAAUCACAGGAGAAGCAACAGGUCAGAGUCAGAGAGAGUCAGAAAGAGUCAGAGAGAGAGAGAGAGUCAAGAGUCCGGAUGGGGAUUGUUAUGUAACUGCCAAAAUAAUGGAAACACUUGAGUAAAUGAGGGAUACAAAGUAUAUUGAAAACAGGUGCUUCCACACAGGUGUGGUUCCUGAGUUAAUUAAGCAAUUAACAUCCCAUCAUGCUUAGGGUCAUGCCAUUAUUUUAGCUACCACGGCAAUGCCCCCAUAGGAUGACAAUCCCCCCCCCCCAUCCACAGGGCACGAGUGUUCACUGAGUGGUUUGUUGAGCAUGAAAACGAUGUAAACCAUAUGCCAUGACCGUCUCUGUCACCAGAUCUCAACCCAAUUAAACACUUAUGGGAGAUUCUGUAGUGGCGCCUGAGACACAAAUCAACAAAACACAAAAUGAUAGAAUUUCUCAUGGAAGAAUGGUGUCUCAUCCCUCCAAUAGAGUUCCAGACAGUUGUAGAAUGUAUGCCAAGGUGCAUUGACGCUUUUCUGGCUCGUAUUGGCCCAACACCCUAUUAAGACGCUUUAUGUUGGUGUUUCCUUUAUUUUGGCAGUUACCUGUAGAUAUGUACAGUGAGGGGAAAAAAGUAUUUGAUUCCCUGCUGGUUUUGUACAUUUGCCCACUGACAAAGAAAUGAUCAGUCUAUAAUUUUAAUGGUAGGUUUAUUUGAACAGUGAGAGACAGAAUAACAACAAAAAGAUCCUGCGAGAGGCAGCUGGGACCAUAGUCACCAAGAAAACAAUUGGUAACACACUACGCCGUGAAUGACUGAAAUCCUGCAGAGCCCGCAAGGUCCCCCUGCUCAAGAAAGCACAUAUACAGGCCCAUCUGAAGUUUGCCAAUGAACAUCUGAAUGAUUCAGAGGAGAACUGGGUGAAAGUGUUGUGGUCAGAUGGGACCAAAAUCGAGCUCUUUGGCAUCAACUCAACUCACCGUGUUUGGAGGAGGAGAAAUGCUGCCUAUGACCCCAAGAACACCAUCCCCACCAUCAAACAUGGAGGUGGAAACAUUAUGCUUUGGGGGUGUUUUUCUGCUAAGGGGCCAGGACAACUUCACCGCAUCAAAGGGACGAUGGACGGGGCCAUGUACCGUCAAAUCUUGGGUGAGAACCUCCUUCCCUCAGCCAGGGCAUUGAAAAUGGGUCAUGGAUGGGUAUUCCAGCAUGACAAUGACCCAAAACACACGGCCAAGGCAACAAAGGAGUGGCUCAAGAAGGAGCACAUUAAGGUCCUGGAGUGGCCUAGCCAGUCUCCAGACCUUAAUCCCAUAGAAAAUCUGUGGAGGGAGCUGAAGGUUUGAGUUGCCAAACGCCAGGCUCGAAACCUUAAUGACUUGGAGAAGAUCUGCAAAGAGGAGUGGGACAAAAUCCCUCCUGAGAUGUGUGCAAACCUGGUGGCCAACUACAAGAAAUGUCUGACCUCUGUGAUUGCCAAAAAGGGUUUUGCCACCAAGUACUAAGUCAUGUUUUGCAGAGGGUUCAAAUACUUAUUUCCCUCAUUAAAAUGCAAAUCAAUUUAUAGCAUUUUUGACAUGCGUUUUUCUGGAUUUUUUUGUUGUUAUUCUGUCUCUCACUGUUCAAAUAAACCUACCAUUAAAAUUAUAGACUGAUCAUUUCUUUGUCAGUGGGCAAACGUACAAAAUCAGCAGGGGAUCAAAUACUUUUUUCCCUUACUGUAUAGUGAUGGAUAUAAAUCCAGCAGGGUAGAGGUGAAGGUAUACAGAGCAUGACCAGUACACUAGGUUGUGGUCUGGACCCCACAGGGCCAGUGUGAAUCACUCCACUGUUUUAAACCUUCUCUGGCCUCCGCUUGGCUGCUGCUCAGUCUGCGGUCUCUCUCUCUUUCUCUUUCUCUUUUAUAUCCCGUUCUUACUCUCUCACUCUAUAUGUAUGUCGCUCUGUUUCGCACUCAUCGGUCCUGCCUCUCUCUCUCUCUUUCUCCCUUGUUUCACUCUUCUCCCUCUUGUUCAUGUAGUCUCUCUUUUCAUCGCACCCGUUGUCUUUUUUCUCUCUCUCUCUUCCCUCCAUCCCUGUGGGUUCAUGGUCAUCUGUGUGAUGGAUGCCAAUGGUCAGGACCAUACUGCUCAGGUUGUGGUCACGGUCAUUGCUUCUGCUGCUUGACCACUAGGGUCUUGGUCCAAGGUUAACCCCCCAGGCAACCUACCGUACAUAGCCUUGCAGCCACAGCAGUGCUUUGUGUUGGGUAGUUUAAUACCUGAUCACAGACUAGGUGCAUUGCAGUCACGUUUUAGAUUGCUGAAAAAUAAGCUUGGGAUUGCAUGAGAGAGUAUUAAAGCAAUGUUCUCAUUUGACGUGUUGGUAAUGUUAAAAGACCCAGUGCUCCAGAGGGAAGAAAGACAUUGUGGGAAGGUUGGUUUGAGGUUUUAUAGGCGUUGGCAGACGACUGGGCCCCUGUCUGUGAGCACAGCUCCACUGCAAAGCAGCGAGACACACUGAGUGUACAAAACAUUAAGAACACCUUCCUAAUAUUUUUGCCUUCAAAACAGCCUCAAUUCAUCGGGCAUGGACUCUACAAGGUGUCAAAAACGUUCCACAAGGAUACUGUUUACUCCAAUGCUUCUCACAGUUGUGUCAAGUUGGCUGGAUGCCCUUUGGGUGGUGGACCAUUCUUGAUACACACGGCAAAUUGUUGAGCGUGAAAAACCCUAAUAAAAAACAUGAGCUGCCACACACCCAGAGAAAAUUAUUUAGUGUAGAGGUGCUGAAUAAUGGUGAAUAAAACUGUAAGCUAUAAAAACAAAGAGAGUCGCACACUCCAUAUGUAUAUCCUCCCAGUAAUUUUUUGGCUAAAAAAACACCAACGUUGUGACAUCACUGUGCCUUCUUCAGGGGCGUGAAAAACUCAGCAGCGUUGCAGUUCUUGACACAAACCGGUGCGCCUGGUACCUACUACCAUACCCCGUUCAAAGGCACUUAAAUAUUUUGCCUUGCCCAUUCACCCUCUGAAUGGCACACAUACACAUUUACAUUUACAUUUUACAUUACAUUUACGUCAUUUAGCAGACGCUCUUAUCCAGAGCGACUUACAAAUUGGUGCAUUCACCCUAUAGCCAGUGGGAUAACCACUUUACAAUAUUUUUUUUCUUUUUUUAUAUAAUUUAUUUAUUUAUUUAUUUUUCGUAUUUAUUUAUUUUUAGGGGGGGGGGGGGGGGGGGGGUAGAAGGAUUACUUUAUCCUAUCCCAGGUAUUCCUUAAAGAGGUGGGGUUUCAAAUGUCUCCGGAAGGUGGUGAGUGACUCCGCUGUCCUGGCGUCGUGAGGGAGCUUGUUCCACCAUUGGGGUGCCAGAGCAGCGAACAGUUUUGACUGGGCUGAGCGGGAACUAUGCUUCCGCAGAGGAAGGGGAGCCAGCAGGCCAGAGGUGGAUGAACGCAAUGCCCUCGUUUGGGUGUAGGGACUGAUCAGAGCCUGAAGGUACGGAGGUGCCGUUCCCCUCACAGCUCCAUAGGCAAGCACCAUGGUCUUGUAACAGAUGCGAGCUUCAACUGGAAGCCAGUGGGGUGUGCGGAGGAGCGGGGUGACGUGAGAGAACUUGGGAAGGUUGAACACCAGACGGGCAGCGGCAUUCUGGAUGAGUUGUAGGGGUUUAAUGGCACAGGCAGGGAGCCCAGCCAACAGCGAGUUGCAGUAAUCCAGACGGGAGAUGACAAGUGCCUGGAUUAGGACCUGUGCCGCUUCCUGUGUAAGGCAGGGUCGUACUCUCCGAAUGUUGUAGAGCAUGAACCUGCAGGAUCGGGUCACCGCCUUGAUGUUAGCGGAGAACGACAGGGUGUUGUCCAGGGUCACGCCAAGGCUCUUCGCACUCUGGGAGGAGGACACAACGGAGUUGUCAACCGUGAUGGCGAGAUCAUGGAACGGGCAGUCCUUCCCCGGGAGGAAGAGCAGCUCCGUCUUGCCAAGGUUCAGCUUGAGGUGGUGAUCCGUCAUCCAUACUGAUAUGUCUGCCAGACAUGCAGAGAUGCGAUUCGCCACCUGGUUAUCAGAAGGGGGAAAGGAGAAGAUUAGUUGUGUAUCGUCAGCGUAGCAAUGAUAGGAGAGGCCAUGUGAGGAUAUGACAGAGACAAGUGACUUGGUGUAUAGCGAGAAUAGGAGAGGGCCUAGAACUGAGCCCUGGGGGACACCAGUGGUGAGAGCACGUGGUGCGGAGACAGCUUCUCGCCACGCCACUUGGUAGGAGCGACCGGUCAGGUAGGACGCAAUCCAAGAGUGAGCCGCGCCGGAGAUGCCCAGCUCGGAGAAGGUGGAGAGGAGGAUCUGAUGGUUCACAGUAUCAAAGGCAGCAGACAGGUCUAGAAGGACAAGAGCAGAGGAGAGAGAGUUAGCUUUAGCAGUGCGGAGAGCCUCCGUGACACAGAGAAGAGCAGUCUCAGUUGAAUGACCAGUCCUGAAACCUGACUGGUUUGGGUCAAGAAGGUCAUUCUGAGAGAGAUAGCAAGAGAGUUGGCUAAAGACGGCACGCUCAAUAGUUUUGGAAAGAAAAGAAAGAAGGGAUACUGGUCUGUAGUUGUUGACAUCAGAGGGAUCAAGUGUUGGUUUUUUGAGAAGGGGUGCAACUCUCGCUCUCUUGAAGACGGAAGGGACAUAGCCAGCGGUCAAGGAUGAGUUGAUCAGCGAGGUGAGGUAGGGGAGAAGGUCACCGGAGAUGGUCUGGAGAAGAGAGGAGGGGAUGGGGUCAAGCGGGCACGUUGUUGGGCGGCCUGCAGUCACAAGUCGCGAGAUUUUAUCUGGAGAGAGAGGGGAGAAAGAAGUCAAAGCAUAGGGUAGGGCAGUGUGAGCAGGACCAGCAGUGUCAUUAGACUUAACAAACGAGGAUCGGAUGUCGUCAACCUUCUUUUCAAAGUGGUUGACGAAGUCAUCCACAGAGAGGGAGGAGGAUUCAGCAGAGAGGAGAAUGUGGCAAAGAGCUUCCUAGGGUUAGAGGCAGAUGCUUGGAAUUUAGAGUGGUAGAAAGUGGCCUUAGCAGCAGAAACAGAUGAAGAGAAUGUAGAGAGGAGGGAGUGAAAAGAUGCCAGGUCCGCAGGGAGUCUAGUUUUCUUCCAUUUCCGCUCAGCUGCCCGGAGCUCUGUUCUGUGAGCUCGCAAUGAGUCAUCAAGCCACGGAGCUGGAGGGGAGGACCGAGCCGGCCGGGAGGAUAGGGGACACAGAGAGUCAAAGGAUGCAGAAAGGGAGGAGAGGAGGGUUGAGGAGGCAGAAUCAGGAGAUUGGAGGGAGAAGGAUUGAGCAGAGGGAAGAGAUGAUAGGAUGGAAGAGGAGAGAGUAGUGGGAGAGAGAUUGACGGUUGCGGUGGUGCAUUACCAUCUGUGUAGGGGCAGAGUGAGUAGUGUUGGAGGAGAGCGAGAGAGAAAAGGAUACAAAGUAGUGGUCGGAGACAUGGAGGGGAGUUGCAGUGAGAUUAGUAGAAGAGCAGCAUCUAGUAAAGAUGAGGUCAAGCGUAUUGCCUGCCUUGUGAGUAGGGGGGGACGGUGAGAGGGUGAGGUCAAAAGAGGAGAGGAGUGGAAAGAAGGAGGCAGAGAGAAAUGAGUCAAAUGUAGACGUAGGGAGGUUGAAAUCCCCCAAAACUGUGAGGGGUGAGCCAUCCUCAGGAAAGGAACUUAUCAAGGCGUCAAGCUCAUUGAUGAACUCUCCAAGGGAACCUGGAGGGUGAUAGAUGACAAGGAUAUUAAGCUUAAAUGGGCUAGUGACUGUGACAGCAUGGAAUUCAAAUGAGGAGAUAGACAGAUGGGUUAGGGGAAAAAUUGAGAAUGUCCACUUGGGAGAGAUGAGGAUUCCUGUGCCACCACCCCUCUGACCAGAUGCUCUCGGGGUAUGCGAGAACACAUGGUCAGACGAGGAGAGAGCAGUAGGAGUAGCAGUGUUUUCAGUGGUAAUCCAUGUUUCCGUCAGCGCCAGGAAGUCGAGGGACUGGAGGGUAGCAUAGGCUGGGAUGAAGUCAGCCUUGUUGGCAGCAGAACGGCAGUUCCAGAGGCUGCCUGAGACCUGGAACUCCAGGUGUGUGGUGCGUGCAGGGACCACCAGGUUAGAGAGGCAGCAGCCACGCGGUGUGAGGCGUUUGUGUAGCCUGUGCGGAGAGGAGAGAACAGGGAUAGGCAGAGGCAUAGUUGACAGGCUGUAGCAAAUGGCUACAAUAAUGCAGAGGAGAUCGGAAUGAAAUGAACUAAACAUCUGGGAAAGGAGAGAGCAGGGCCUCCCUCACCACAACUCCCAAAUAUAACUCUCCCAACUUCCACCUCAGAAACUAUGAUUGUUUCACUGAAACACCCGAAUAAAACUCUCCCAACUUCCACUUUAGAAAUUAGAAUAGUUGCAAACUACAGCGGUUCAAUGUUUCAAGGAGUAGACUCAACUUACUUUAUUCAGCUAGCUAACUAUGACGCCAUAGCUAACUAGCAUGCUAGCAUCCAAUAACACACGGUUUAGCACCAAUACUUGGUUACAACAAACUACCAAUAGUGUGUUAACACACUAAACAGAUAAUUCGUGUCCGUGUCUAGUUCCUUUCAUAACGCAGCAAUAAUUAAACGUUGGCUAGCUAGCACAAAGAUAUAGUACUGCUAGCUGGUAGUGUUGGCUAGCUAGCAAUGGCUGCUGUGUUGACUUUGUUUGAAAAACGGCGUCGCUGCGAACGAAUGUAGCUGGCUAAAAUUAAAUUGUAUUUAGUUGCUAUAGUACUGCUAGCUGGUAGCGUUGGCUAGCUAGCAAUGGCUGCGGUGAUGACUUUGUUUGAAAAACGGCGUCGCUGCGAACGAAUGUAGCUGGCUAAAAGGAUAUUGUAUUUAGUUACUACAGUACUGCUAGCUAGUAGCUGGUAGUGUUGGCUAGCUAGCAAUGGCUGCGGUGUUGACUUUGUUUGAAAAACGGCGUCACUGCGAACGAAUGUAGCUGGCUAGCUAACCUCGAUAGUUACUCUAUACUACACCUUUAUCUUUGAUACAAAUACAACUAUGUAGCUAGCCAACAUUACACUAAUCAAAUCGUUCCAUUGUAAUGUGUCAUAUUACCUGCGGAGCGAAGUACAGCAUGACUACUCACCUGUCUCAAGGCUUAAAAAUCUUUAUUUAAUCUGUCUCCCCGCUUUCAUCUACACUGAUUUGAAGUGGAUUUAACAAGUGACAUCAAUAAGGGAUCAAAGCUUUCACCUGGAUUCACAUGGUCAGUCCUAAUGUUUUGUACACUCAGUGUAUAACUAUGUUAUUUAUUGGAAUUUUUAGGGACACACAAAUAUGGAUGUCCUGUUGUUCAUAGAAAGAACUACAGGGUUGUGCGUAUAAAUAGGGAAAUGUAUAAACAGAGAAAUACAUCAACUUUGUGUGUGUGCGCGUUUGUGCGUGCGUGUGUUUCAUUCAGUAUGGGAUUCAGAUUUGUAUGUGUUUGCGUGAGAAAGUGAGGUCAGCAGCUGCGGAGUGUCUAGCUUGGCAGGAUGUCAAUGACAUUCCUGUGUGUAAAAGUUUGUGUGUUUGCAUGUAUGUGUAUGAUUGCAUGUGUGUAUGGGUCUUUGUGUUGGAGGGAAGCCUGCAGACUUGAAGGAAAUCAAACAGUGCCAAGAUAGGCAAACAGAGAUUCCCUCCCUGACCCUGAGUGAGGGGGAGGACAGACAGACAUGCACACACACACACACACACACACACACACACACACACACACACACACACACACACACACACACACACACACACACACACACACACAGUGUCUCCUCCUAUGGGCUGAGGUGGAAGGUGGAGUUCGCUCCCUAGAUAGUGAACUUUUAUAAAGGCAAAAAUCUCACAUGAAAUUAUGUGCAAAACUAAGUUAGCUGUACUAUACAUGCUGUACAUGUCCCUAGCUCCAUUAAAAGACCAUUAACUACGGCCUCCCGAGUGGCGCAGUGGUCUAAGGCACUGCAUCACAGUGCUUGAGGUGUCACUACAGACCUGGGUUCGAUCCCAAGCUGUGUCACAACGGGCCGUGACCGGGAGUCCCUUAGGGCGGCGCACAAUUGGCUCAGCGUUGUCCGGUUAGGGGAAGGUUUGGCCGGGGGGGCUUUACUUGGCUUAUCGUGCUCUAGCGACUCCUUGUGGCGGGCCAGGCGCCUGCAGGCUGACUUCGGUCGUUGAACAGUGUUUCCUCCGACACAUUGGUGCGGCUGGCUUCCGGGUUAAGCGGGCGGGUGUUAAGAAGUGUGGUUAAGCGUGUCAUGUUUCUGAGGACGCAUGACUCGACCUUCGCCUCUCCCGAGCUUGUUGGGGAGUUGCAGCGAUGAGACAAGGUCGUAAUUGGAUCACAAUUGGAUAUUACGAAAUUGGGGGGAAAAUACCCCCCCCCCAAAAAAAAUAAUAAUAAAAAAAUAAUAUAUAUAUAUAUAUAUAUAUAUACCAUUAACUGUUUCAGCUCUCUAAAUCAUUUACCAAGCCUUCUCAUUCUAUGUGGUUAACAGGGACAUUCCAGCUACAUCACACAUCUUGACUGGUCCCCUGACAACAAGUUCAUCAUGUCCAACUCAGGAGACUACGAGAUCCUCUACUGUGAGUAAACACACCUACGAAUGAUUGUCAUGCUUAAGUGAGACUACAGCAACAGCUUAAUUGAUUUAACCUCAUGCUAUGUUACUGAUCCAUGAAGCAAUAUUUAGCAAUCAGAGUAUGUUUUUAUUAACUUUUUUAAGUAAUUGUGCUAAACCAACUUACAGUAUAGCUCAUGAAAGUCAUACCUUUUGCAUUACACUUCUAUUGUGAAGUAUCCCCUUAAGCUAUGCCCUGACUUGGUUCUAUCCUCUUUGCAGGGGACAUUCCAAACGGCUGCAAGUACAUCCGUAACCGCUCUGAGUGCAAGGACAUUGACUGGGCCACCUACACCUGUGUGCUGGGUUACCAUGUCUUCGGUGAGUACCUGGGUUAUAUAUAGGGAUAUGGUGGGAUUGGUUUUGCUUUUCCUGUUGGCGUGAUUCAUCCUAAAACACUUUGGCACUGUUCUUGGCUGUGCUAUGCUGGAUCUGUUUGUGUGUUUCUGUGCGUUUUAUUUUUACUGAUGUGGGUGUAUAAACUUCUAUGGGUGUGUGGCUGCAAUUUAUGUUUCUAUGAGUCCUAUUACUAAACAGAGAGUGUGGUUUGGGAGUUUGCACAUCAGCAACUUAUCACACGCACUCUUACAGACGUUCUGCCUUUUGCCCCUUGUUUUUCUCCCCUCCUUCGUUCAUCCUCUCUCUCUCUUUCUCUACUCGCUUUCUUAUUCAGUUUUUUAGAUGUCAUACACAAGUUUGUAACAGUGAAAGGAAAUCAAGAGCUCUAAUUUGAAUAACAGCAAUUUAAUGUCCUUCCAUUCCAACUCUCCGCUACCAGAAUUGUCCCUGCUGUGCUUUCACUACUGGUUUUGUCCCACUGCAGUAUGUUGUGUUAUGUGGUAUCUCUCUCUCUUUCUCUAUUCUCAAUAUCUGUCUCUCAAUCUUUCUUUAUUUCUCUCUCCCUCUUUAUUUUUUUGUCUCUCUGUCCAUCUCUUUCUUUCUCUGUGUCUCUUUCUCUCUCUCUCUCUCUCUCUUUUUCACUAAGCCCCCCCCCCACUCCACAUCAGCCCCCCACUCCACAUAUUUCAGCUCUUUAUGAAAAUAGUUAACUCUUGACUUUUAGAGUUCUCAGCCAGUAGAUUGUCUGAGGCUGCAACCAGGGGCGUAAUGAUCAGACCCAAAAAUGUAAGUAGGCAACAAGCCUUUUUGUAAUCUGAUAGCCAGGGGUUAAUUGAAUUGGGAAUUGAGAGGUGGGGAGCCCUCCUUUUUGCUGACCAUUCGAAGCCAAAAGCUGUUUUAUUGCUAUUAAAAUAUAGGUUGUGAUAGCUGAAGGCCUAAUCGUUAUUUUCAUUCAUUCGACCAGUAGGCUAGUGCAAUUUUGGUUUUAAGUAGGCCUAUUGGUAUGAAAAUAUUUAGAGCAUUUUCCCCAAAAUACAUGUCCUGUUCAUGGCUUCAAAGCCAAUAACAAUUGUAGGCAAUAACAAAUGUCCAUUGUAAUGCAGUGAGAGAAUGAUAAUUGAGAUAAUGCAAAUAAUGAAUGAUUACUUUGUUGGGCAAACUUUUUUUAGCUUCUUGCUGUAGGCCUACUUCAUCAAUCUCUGCCUGCAUCCCUAAUCCCUACCCGUAGACUACCUGCCUCUGCUAUAAUAUUCUAACAGAUCAAUCUUGCCAAACAUCAUAAAAUAUUGCUAAGUUAUUUAGCUAUAGUGUGGAUGAAGGGCUGUUUUUUUAUAUAAUGAGCAACCAGAUAGUGCAACUGCUACGUAGGCAACACAAUAAUCAGACCGAGACAAGCUGGCUCAGGGAAGAAUUUGCGCAAGCUGCCUUGUAGUUGGUUACUAUGUUGCAAUAUCUAUAUUCUCGGAGCCGCGUUGUUGAUACAAAAUGUUUCAAUAGUCUACGAGCCGCCUCAUUCGUUGAUGCAAUGUUUCAAUAUUCUCAGAGCCACCUUGUUGAUAUAAUGCUUCAAUAUUUGCAGAAUUUUUCCCUUCCCUGGCGAAUAAUGCAGACAGGCAAAUGCAAAAAUUAGCUGGGCUCACACAUUAUGAGGAACAUCUCUGAAUGCAUCGCAACGAGACAAUGACACUGUCAUAAUACACUGUAUGCGCCAUUCCACUAGGGUGGCUUCAUAUAGCCUAUAGUAGGGGGUCGGGAACCUUUUUCAUGUGGAGUGACGAUUUACAAUUGAUCCAGUGGAGGCUCCUCAGAGGAGGAAGGGGAAGACCAUCCUACUCAAUGAAUUUCAUAAAAAUAGUGAAACAUUACAAAAGUUUUCCUUUUUAGAUAAAACUAUACUAGAUAUAUUCACAUCACCAAAUAAUUGAUUAAAACAUACUGUUUUGCAAUGAAGGUCUACAGUUGCCUCAGCAGCACUCUGUAGGGAAGCACCAUGGUCUAGCCGGAGGACAGCUAGUUUCCGUCCUCCUCUGGGCACAUUGACUUCAAUACAAAUCCUAUGAGGCUUGUGGUUCUCACCCCCUUUCAUAGACUUACACAAUAAUUAUGACAACUUCCGGAGGACGUCCUCCAACCUAUCAGAGCUCUUGCAGGAUUAACUGACAUGUUGUUCACCCAAUCAAAGGAUCAGACAAUGAAUCUAGCACUGAAAACAUAAGCUACAGCUAGCUAGAACUGUAGUGAAUAGAAUGUGGUGAGUAGUUGACUCAAAGAGAGAAAUACAAUAGUUGAACAGUUUUGAACAAAUUAAUUUCUUCAAAAAUGAAAGAGAAGAGGGAGAGAGAGCUAGCUAUAUAUUAACUUUAACUUAAAGAUGCACUAUGUAGAAAUCACUCCGCCAUUGCCUUCUUGCUAAAAUUCUAAUAGUUCGCUUAAUUUCAGUUUGUGACAGAACAAGCCAGUAGAGAAUCAUUGUACCAUCUAAACCGCUGUGAAAUAUAUUUUCCAUAACCAAAAAUAUUGUAUUUUCAGCUGUUUGAAGAUGGUGUACAAAACCGAAAGUAAAAGAUGCAAAAACAAAACAUAAGAACGGGAAGCAUAGAAAUAGCGCAGAUAGAAUAGAUUUACCUCUUCUUAGACUUGCACACAUUAUAUCAUAUAUUUAUAUGUGAAUUUGGUCGGAUCACCCAAAAAGUUGCAUAUUGCAGCUAGCUAGCGAAUGCAGCUAGCAAGUUUAGCCUACUCAAACACCCGGCUCAAACAGAGAGGGAUGCUAUGUUAGCUAGCUGGCUAUGGCUAUCCAACACGAGAACUCUUCCAAGUCAAGGUAAGCUUUUGGUUUUAUUAAUUUAUUGCCACCGGGGCCUGCCGGUGUAACUUCUAAACUGCUUGCUGUACACUGUAUUGCAUGAUUGUAGUGGGUUUACUAACGCAUUAGUUCUAGUAGCUAUGUUGACUAUGAUGUUAGCUAAUAUGGUGACAACAAUGUAGGCCGUGUGUAGCGGUUAUGAUUUGAAGGUUUGGCUUGGAAAAGUUUUUAUACAACGAGCAAAGAGAUCAUGCUGUUUGAAUGUGGUUGUCUUUGGGGGUGAUCGGGGUGUAUUUAUUCUGCUGAUUCUGUUAAGACGUUUCUUAAAUGGAUGCAAACAGAACGAAGCGUGGAUAAACAUACCUGGAUUUGUCCAAUAGAAACUCGUUGGCAACUGUUUGGACUAAUGAUUACACCCUAGAUCAGCUAGAUGCAGGCAAGAUUGUGCAAGGCGGUAUUGAAUGUGUCACUGUCUGUCAGCUUGAUUACUCACAUUUUUCUCUCGACCUUUGCACCUACAUUGUAAACUUGAAUUCGUAGGCUAGGUUGUAGCAACCUCGUGAUGGGUAUAGGGAAAAGUCGAGUAACAUAUAGUAGCUUAAACCUAUCGAUGUUACAUUGAGCUGGGUGAAUGGAAUAUGAAUGACAGUCAUACAAUAUGCUGUAAUAGAAAUAAGGCCAUGCUCAUGAAAAAAGAAAUUGUCCUCCCCAGUCUUAAAUGGCACCGACCGCCACUGAAUUGAUCCUACCAUUUCUAAAGGUCUGCGUGCCAGUUAUGAGCUUCAUAUAAGCAUUGUAGGCUUCCUAACUGUACCCCAAAAAUGUCUAACUGCCCACAAACAGAAUAAUUAUAGCUGGCUACUAGACAGAGGCGCUAUCCAUUCAGCACCAUGCCACGGAGCUCCACUAUGCCUACCUGUACCGAGGCGCUGUCCAUUCUUUGGUCAAGUUUUUUUGUCUUCAUGCUUCCUUGUCGAUUGUAAUUCUAAGUAAGUCCUUUGAUGUAUGCCUUUUAUUUCAAUGCAUGUGUAGGCUUUAUCUGGCAUAGUUUGCAUUGGUGGUCAGCAGUUAUGUGCUCCGGUUACUUUUACAUUGAUGUUGGCAUUUGAAGUCGGCCUCGUUGUGACCUGAUAGCGUGUAUUAUGCGUAUUUUUCAUGUUGCACUGUAUGGGCAGUUCCACAAGUAAAUUAGUCAAUUUAUGAUGAUAAAUAAAAUAAAAUAAAUGAUGAUGUUGAGUAGUGGUUGACAUUGUAUAUGCCGUCCCACAGACUUUAAAACCGAAUAUUGCUGUGAUAAUUAAUGUCUAGGGCAUUUUUGUUAUUUUGUUCUCCAAAUAGCAUUUUAGAGUUUUUAGUAAAUUAGCUUAAUUUACAAAAAUAAUAGGGGGUUGGUGGUUGGGGUAUUUCUACUCACCCCACUUUUUUUUGUUUAAAAAUAAUCUUUAUUGAAGUUUUUCCCAUUUUAUAAAUAAUUGACAUAAAUACAAAUCAACUUUCACAUCAAUACAUUUGAGUUUAUAAUUACAUAAGAAAUAUUUACAGAUUUAAUAGUGUACAUGGAUUUUUGUUUGUUUGUCCAUAUCAUUUCUUUUUAGUUCUGUUUUGAUUUGUAAAACAAAUAAUAACAAAAUGGUGUUUGAAUAAAAAGGUUGUUUUCUAGUCUUAUAGGCAUCUUGCUAUCCACAUUUGACUGUUCACAAUACAGUGCAUAAUGUCCACAAUAUUUAUUUGCUAAUUUAGAUGCAUAUUAUUGUCCUCCAUACCAUGUGUAUAUUGAAGACCCCUUUGAAAGACAGACUUGGGAUUUAUACAUAGGCAUACAGUGCCUUCAGAAAGUAUUCACACCCCUUGACUUUCUCCACAUUUAGUUGUGUUACAGCCUGAAUUUAAAAUGCAUUAAAUUGAGAUUUUUUUGGUCACUGGCCUACACACAAUACCCCAUAAUGUAAAAGUGGAUUUACGUUUUUAGAUUUAAAAAAUAACAAAUAAUAUUAAAUAAAAAGCUGAAAUGUCUUGAGUCAAUAAGUAUUCAACCCCUUUGUAAUGGCAAGCCUAAAUAAGUUCAGUAAUAAAUAUUUGCAUGGACUCAUAAGUUGCAUGGACUAUAAUAAUAGUGUUUAGCAUGACUUUUGAAUUACUACCUCAUCUCUGUACCCCACACAUACACUACAUGACCAAAAUGUGGACACCUGCUGGUCAAACAUCUCAUUCCAAAAUCAUUGGCAUUAAUAAGGAGUUGGUUCCCCCUUUGCUGCUAUAACAGCCUGCACUCAUCUGGGAAAGCUUUCUACUAGAUGUUGGAACAUUGUUGCGGGGACUUGCUUCCAUUCAGCCACAAAAGCAUUAGUGAGGUCGGGCACUGAUGUUGUGCGAUUGGGCCUGGCUCGCAGUCGGCGUUCCAAUUCAUCCCAAAGGUGUUUGAUGGGGUUCCACACCGAUCUCGACAAACCAUUUCUGUAUGGAUCUCACUUUGUGCACAGGGGCAUUCCAUGCUGAAACAGGAAAUGGCCUUCCCAAAACUGUUGCCACAAAGUUGGAAGCACAGAAUCGUCUAAGAUGUCAUUGUAUGCUGUAGCGUUAAGAUUUCCCUUCACUGGAACUAGCCCGAACCAUGUAAAACAGCCCCAGAACAUUAUUGCUCCUCCACCAAACUUUACAGUUGGCACUAUGCAUUGGGGCAGGUAGCGUUCUCCUGGCAUCCACCAAACCCAGAUUCUUCCUACGGCCUGCCAGAUGGUGAAGCGUGAUUGAUCACUCCAGAGAACACGUUUCCACUGCUCAAGAGUCCAAUGGCGGAGAACUUUACACCACUCAAGCCGACGCUUGGCAUUGCGCAUGGUGAUCUUAGGCUUUAACCCAUUUCAUGAAGCUCAUGACUAAUAGUUAUUGUGCUGACGUUGUUUCCAGAAGCAGUUUGGAACUCGGUAGUGAGUGUUGCAACUGAGGACAGACGAUUUUUACGCACUAUGCGCUUCAGCACUCGCCGGUCUCGUUCUGUGAGCUUGUGUGGCCAACCACUUCGCGACUGAGCAGUUCUUGCUCCUAGACGUUUCCACUUCACAAUAACAGCACUUACAGUUGACCGUGGCUGCUCUAGCAGGGCAGAAAUUUGACGAACUGACUACUUGGAAAGGUGGCAUCCUAUAACGGUGCCACGUUGAAAGUCACUGAGCUCUUCAGUAAGGCCAUUCUACUGCCAAUGUUUGUCUAAUGAGAUUUCAUGGCUGUGUGCUCGAUUGUAUACACCUGUCAGCAAUGGAAGUGGCUGAAAUAGCAGAAUCCACUAAUUUGAAGGGGUGUCCACAUACUUUUGUAUAUAUAGUGUACAAUUAUCUGUAAGGUCCUUCAGUUGAGCAGUGAAUUUGAAACACAGAUUCAACCACAAAGACCAGGGAGUUUUUCCAAUGCCCCACAAAGAAGGGUACCUAUUGGUAGAUGGGUAAAAAUUUUAUAAAGCAGACAUUGAAUAUCCCUUUGAGCAUGGUGAAGUUAUUAAUUACACUUUGGAUGGUGUAUCAAUACACCCAGUCACUGCAAAGAUACAGGCGUCCUUCCUUACUCAGUUGCCGGAGAAGAAGGAAUCUGCUCAGUGAUUUCACCAUGAGGCCAAUGGUGACUAUAAAACAGUUAUGGAGAUUAAUGACUGUGCUAACCUAAUUUACAGAGUGAAAAGAAAGAAGCCUGUACAAAAUAAAACAUAUUCCAAAACAUGCAUCCUGUUUGCAAUAAGGCACUAAAGUAAAACUGCAAAAAAUGUGGCAAAUAAAUAAACUUUAUGUCCUGAAUACCAAGCGUUAAGUUUGGGGCAAAUCCAACACAUCACUGAGUACCACUCUUCAUAUUUUAAAGCAGGUGGUGGCUGCAUAUGGGUAUGCUUGUCAUCUGCAAGAACUAGGGAGUUUUUUAGGAUAAAAAGAAACGGAAUAGAGCUAAGCACAGAUAAAAUCCUAGAGGAAAACCUAGUUUAGUCUGCUUUCCAACAGACACUGGGAGAAAAUGCACAUUUCAGCAGGACAAUAACCAAACCUAAAACACAAGGCCAAAUAUACACUGGAGUUGCUUACCAAGAUGACAUUGAAUGUCCCUGAGUGGCCUACUUACAGUUUUGACUUAAAUCGGCUUGAAAAUCUAUGGCAAGGCUGUUUAGCAAUGUUCAACAAGCAGCUUGACAGUGCUUGAAGAAUUCUUUAAAGAAUAUUGCCAAAAAUGUUCAAUCCAGGUGUGCAAAGCUCAUAGAGACUUACAGUGCUUUGCAAAAGUAUUCAUCCUCCUUGGCGUUUUUCCUAUUUUGUUGCGUUACACCCUGUAAUUUAAAUUGAUUUUUAUUUGGAUUUCAUACACAAAAUAGUCCAAAUUGGGUGAAGUGAAAUUCAAAAAAUUACUUGUUUCCAAAGAAAUGUAUAACGGAAAAGUAGUGCAUGCAUAUGUAUUCACCCCCUUUGCUAUGAAGCCCCUAAAUAAGAUCUGGUGCAACCAAUUACCUUCAGAAGUCACAUAAUUAGUUAGAUUGCACACAGGUGGACUUUAUUUAAGUGUCACAUGAUCUCAGUAUAUAUACACCUGUUCUGAAAAGCCCCAGAGUCUGCAACCUCACUAAGCAAGGGGCACCACCAAGCAAGCGGCACAAUGAAGACCAAGGAGCUCACCAAACAGGUCAGGGACAAAGUUGUGGAGAAGUACAAAUCAGAAAUAAUAUCAGAAACUUUGAACAUCCCACAGAGCACCGUUAAAUCCAUUAUAAAAAAAUUGAAAGAAUAUGGCAGCACAACAAACCUGCCAAGAGAGGGCCGCCCACCAAAACUCACGGAGAGGCAAAGAGGGCAUUAAUCAGAGAGGCAACAAAGAGACCAAAGAUAACCCUGAAGGAGCUGCAAAGCUCCACAGCGGAGAUUGGAGUAUCUGUCCAUAGGACCACUUUAAGCCGUACACUCCACAGAGCUGGGCUUCACGGCAGAGUGGCAAGAAAAAAGCCAUUGUUUAAUGAAAAAAAUAAGCAAACACAUUUGGUGUUCGCCAAAAGGCAUGUGGGAGAGUCCCCAAACAUAUGGAAGAAGGUACUCUGGUCAGAUGAGACUUAAAUGUAGCUUUUUGGCCAUCAAGGAAAACGCUAUGUCUGGCGCAAACCCAACACCUCUCAUCACCCCGAGAACACCAUCCCCACAGUGAAACAUAGUGGUGGCAGCAUCAUGCUGUGGGGAUGUUUUUCAUUGGCAGGGACUUGGAAACUGGUCAGAAUUGAAGGAAUGAUGAAUGGCGCUAAAUAUAGGGAAAUUCUUGAGGGAAACCUGUUUCAGUCUUCCAGAGAUUUGAGACUGGGACGGAGGUCCACCUUCCAGCAGGACAAUGGCCCUAAGCAUACUGCUAAAGCAACACUCGAGUGGUUUAAGGGGAAACAUUUACAUGUCUUGGAAUGGCCUAGUCAAAGCCCAGACCUCUAUCCAAUUGAGAAUCUGUGUUAUGACUUAAAGAUUGCUGUACACCAGCGGAACCCAUCCAACUUGAAGGAGCUGGAGCAGGUUUGCCUUGUAGAAUGGGCAAAAAUCUCAGUGGCUAGAUGUGCCAAGCUUAUAGAGACAUUCCCCAAGAGACUUGCAGCUGUAAUUGCUGCAAAAGGUGGCUCUACAAAGUAUUGACUUUGGGGGGUGAAUAGUUAUGCACACUCAAGUCUUCAGUUUUUUUGUCUUAUUUCUUGUUUAUUUCACAAUAAAAAAUAUUUUGCAUCUUCAAAGUAGUAUAAAUCAAAUGAUACAAACCCCCCCAAAAUAAGGCAACAAAAUAGGAAAAAAUGGGGGGGUGAAUACUUUCGCAAGCCACUGUACCCAGAAAGACUCACAGCUGUAAUCGCUGUCAAAGGCCAUUCUAAAAUGUAUUGACUCAGGGGGUUGAAUACUUCUCUAAUCAAGAUAUAUUAGUGUUUUAUUUAUUUACAAAUGUUCACAUUUUUCUUCCAAUUUGACAUUACAAAGUAUUUUGUGUAGAUCGUUGACAAAAAAAUGACAAUUACAUCCACUUUAAUCCUACUUUCUAACACAACAAAAUGUGGAAAAAGUAAAGGGGUGUGAAUACUUUCUGAAGACACUACAUCAAACCCGAUAUUUCUCAUAAAAUACCAUAUUUCUUUAGUUCUGUAGUAUUUCACUAAAAGGUGUUCAAAAUUCUCUUCAUCGUGACAAUUAGGCAUUGGACACAAUUUACUUUUGACAAAACAAAUCCACUUUACUACACUCUUUCUGACAGUUGUGCACAUAGUGGAUUUUUUAAUACAGUGUUUCGUUUCAGCAUGGGUCAGGUUCACCACCAUAUAAUUAAUCAAUGUCACUUUAUAAAAAGUUUUGUUCAAGAGACUGUUCCAGUUAAUAUUUAAAUGUCUGAAAUUGUCUGAGAUACCUGAUCAUUAGGUUCUGUCACCGUAUUUAAAUCCCCACAUAUAAUUACUGAAUAUCUCACACAUAAAUAUCCCUUUAGUUUAAUAAAUAAUAGCCUUUUCUUACUUGCAACAGAUGCUGAGUAUACUGUACAUGUAUCACUUAUUUCUGUCCAAUAAUAAUUAAUUGAUGUCUGCAAAGUCUGUUAUUUAAGCUCUUUUAGAUUAUUUGCCUACUUUCAUCUUUCUGCCUACUUUCUUUUUAUCUUGGUUUUGGAUUGGUAAGUGUGAACAGCGUUUCACUCCACCUGCUUUGUGUAUUUCUACACACCCCACUUUGCCAUACCUUAGGUUUAGCUGAACUGACGCCACUGGCUGUAACUGAUAGGACACCUGAGAAUAGAGUAUUCAUAUGUGUGUGAAGUGAUCACUUCUGUAUGUGCAUGUGCACAUGUUUUUGUACACACCCGUGAGAGAGGGAAAGUAAGAUAGGGAGAGUGUAUUGUGAAUGUUAGUGUGCAUGGAGAGGUGAAUGAAGUAUGUGAUGUCUCUCUUAUAGUGUUGGUCUGCCCUCUGGUGGUAUGCUUUUCACAUGGCUUCAUGUACAUGCACAUGUGGAUAGCACACAAAGGUUCACUGCUUUGACUCCAUAUUUUAUCUGUGAUAGUGGGGCAAGAAAACCAAUGUAUAUGUGUGUGUGUGUGUGUGUCUUCCAGGAGUGUGGCCUGAGGGCUCCGAUGGCACAGACAUCAACGCCCUGAUCAGAUCCCACAACAGGAAGGUGAUUGCUCUGGCUGAUGACUUCUGCAAAGUGCACCUCUUCCAGUACCCCUGCGCCAGACCCAAGGUAAGCCAGCCCUGGCCCCUAAGUACCAGCCCCUUACUAAACACUGCUCAGUGCUACCAUCCCUGUACUAAGCGUAUACUGUACAGUGCCUUUGGAAAGUAUUCAGACCCCUUGACGUUUUCCACAUUUUGUUACGUUACAGCCUUAUUCUAAAAUGGAUUAUAUAUUUAUUUUUUACUCAGCAAUCUACACACAAUACCCCAUAAUGACAAAGUGAAAACAAGUUUUUAGAAAUGUUUGCAAAUGUAUGAAAAAUGUAAAAUAGAAAUACCUUAUUUACAUAAGUAUUCAGACCCUUUGCUAUGAGACUCGAAAUUGAGCUCCGGUGCAUCCUGUUUCCAUUGAUCAUCCUUGAGAUGUUUCUACAAAUUGAUUGGAGUCCACCUGUGGUAAAUUCAAUUGAUUGGAAAUGAUUUGGAAAGGCUCACACCUGUCUAUAUAAGGUCCUACAGUUCGACAGUGCAUGUCAGAGCAAAAACCAAGCCAUGAGGUCAAAGGAAUUGUCCGUACAGCUCCGAGACAGGAUUGUGUCGAGGCACAGAUCUGGGGAAGGGUACCAAAAUUUUUUUGCAGCAUUGAAGAUCCCCAAGAACACAGUGGCCUCCAUCACUCUUAAAUGGAAGAAGUUUGGAACAACCAAGACUCUUCCUAUCGGGGUAGAAGGGCCUUGGUCAGGGAGUUGACCAAGAACCCGAUGGUCACUCUGACAGAGCUCCUCUGUGGAGAACCUUCCAGAAGGACAACCAUCUCUGCAGAACUCCACCAAUCAGGCCUUUAUGGUAGAGUGGCCAGACGGAAGCCACUGCUCUGUAAAAGGCACAUGACAGCCCUCUUGGAGUUUGCCAAAAGGCACCUAAAGACUCAGACCAUGAAAAACAAGAUACUCUGGUCUGAUGAAACCAAGAUUAAACUCUUUGCCUUGAAUGCCAAGCGUCACAUCUGGAGGAAACUUGGCACCAUCCCUACGGUGAAGCAUGGUGGUGGCAGCAUCAUGCUGUGGGGAUGUUUUUCAGUGGCAGGGACUGGGAGACUAGUCAGGAUUGAGGGAAAGAUGAAGGAGCAAAGUACAAAGAGAUACUUGAUGAGAAACUGCUCCAGAGCGCUCAGGACCUCAGACUGGGGCAAAGGUUCACCUUCCAACAGAACAACGACCCUAAGCACACAGCCAAGACAAUGCAGGAGUGGCUUCGGGACAAGAGUCUGAAUGUCCUUGAGUGGCCCAGCCAUAGCCCGGACUUGAACCCGAUCGAACAUCUCUGGAGAGACCUGAAAAUAGCUGUGCAGCAACGCUCCCCAUCCAACCUGACAGAGCUUGAGAGGAUCUGCAGAGAUGAAUGGGAGAAACUCCCCAAAUACAGGUGUGCGAAGCUCUUAGCGUCCUACCCAAGAAGACUCGAGGCUGUAAUCGUUGCCAAAGGUGCUCCAACAAAGUACUGAGUAAAGUACUGAGUAAAGGGUCUGAAUACUUAUGUAAAUAUGAUAUUUCAGUUUAUAUAAAUUAGCAAACAUUUCUAAAAACCUGUUUUUGCUUUGUCAUUAUGGGGUAUUAUGUGUAGGUUGAUGAGGGGAAAAAACAAUUGAAUCCAUUUUAGAAUAAGGCUGUAACAUAACAAGAUGGGGUCUGAGUACUUUCCGAAGGCUGUAACAUACUGUAACAUUAGCUUCAAAUCAUAUAAUGUGCUGACAUGUGUCUCCUUCCUCCGCAGGCACCGAGCCACAAAUAUAGCGCCCACAGCAGUCACGUGACUAAUGUGACCUUCAUGUACAACGACAGUCACUUAGUGUCCACGGGUGGGAAGGAUACCAGUGUCAUGCAGUGGCGUCUGGUGGAGAAGACCCCCUCGUUGGUCCCCAGCGACUCUUCCCUCUCUCUGGGGGAGGGGCUCCUGCAUAACUCCAACCCCCGCGCCCCUAUCCCAACGGUGGCCCUGACGCCCACCCCCACCGAGCAGGCCGCGAUGCCAACCCCAACUCCGCCCUCCGUCCUCGACCUGACCUCUGACCCCCCAGUGGUGCCCUGCGGGGGUGCGUCAAUCGUCACGCCUCCCCCCACGCCCACCGAGCCCACGACCAACGGACGGCAGGAGAGCUCCCCUGAAACCCCUCCCCACUCAGAGCUGACCCCACCCCGCUCAGAGUCUACCCCGCCCCCCUCCCACAGCACGCUGAGCCCCAAGGACAGCCUGGACCCCAGCGAUGACUUGGCCACGCCUAGCGACGAGGGCUGCCCUUUCACCUCACCCUCGUAA